Messenger RNA from Podarcis lilfordi (Lilford's wall lizard), 57053 nucleotides. The record is from the annotation of a GenBank genome assembly. Lineage: Eukaryota; Metazoa; Chordata; Lepidosauria; Squamata; Lacertidae.
AAAAGUGAUCGACAGAUCCAAUGAGGGGAAGGCAGCCAACGGGCUUCCACGGAGACUGGAGACAAUUGAUCUGCGGGAGCUGGCUCAGGCUCCCUCUUCAACGUGAGGCGUGCACAGCCUCAGCCUCGCAGCUCGCCGGACCUGGCUGCAAAGCUGCGCGGCUGUGAUCCGGGGCCACUUCCUCGUGGCGGCCGAAUCGCGCUAGAUCUCCACCAAGCCGGCCAGACCCCACUGGCGAAGCGGGUUUCUUUUCUGUUAUUUUGCUUUUUUCAUUGCUUGCUUGUUUUGCUCUUUGCUUGACAUUUCCCUGAGAGGCAAAGUGCGCCUCAGCAGCCAGCCAGCCGCCGUCGGGUCCCCACGUGCACACGCGGGUGCCGAUCACAUUGGCAGGCUGGUGCUGCAGACUUGAAUUUGAGGAGUAGCGGGAGCAGAAGCAGGAGCUAGAGAAAGAAAGAAGCGAGUUUCUCAGGAGCUCUUUGGCGCAGCAAGGGUUGCAAAGAGAAGGCAUUGAUUGCACCGAGUUGCGGCGGCGGGAGCAGCAGCAGCAGCAGGAUGCCGGCGGCUGCUGGCGACGGGCUCCUGAGCGAGCCCCCCGCGGCGAGCUUCGGCGACGGCGGCGACGAGCCCACGACGCCCCCCCUCAGCCCCGAGGGGACGUUCCUGGCCGCCUGGGUCAACGCGGCCGCGUCCCGGGAGCGGCUCCGCGAGUUCCAGCACACCAAGCGCGUGGGCAAUUACCUGAUCGGAAGGAAGUUGGGCGAGGGGUCCUUCGCCAAAGUGCGGGAAGGGCUGCACGUCGUGACCGGAGAAAAGGUACUUGGCUCUCGCCCCGCGCUCGAGGGGGGGGCAGCCUUUUGUUUUCCCGCCAUAUGAACCGAGUCAGGCUUUGUUGCCCCCGAGGUGGCCCCACGUGAGGCGACCUCGCCGCCUAUUCCGCUGCCCGGACUGCUUCGGGCAGUUGCCUGCUUAUCGCCGCUUUGUCCCAGUACCGUCCCAGCCUCCCCCCCGCGGCCGAAAUUUGGUUGAAUGUCCGGUCAAGCGGUUCCCUCUUCCCCGACAGCCCCCCGCCGCCUCGCCCGUUCGCUCUGUCUAUUCGCGCGCCGCGUUCCCCAAAUUCCCGUCAGGGAGUCGCCCCCCAGGGGCCGCUGUUCGCUACUUUCCCGCUCGCCCAGACGCUUCUCCCUCCGGUUCUCUUCCUAUCCUUUGUAAUAAGGAUGGACGAGAGCUCUAGCGCUGGCUUUUUUGCUUAAAUGGGCAAGCGCCCCCCGCGCUUUCCGUGCGUGGGAUUCUUCCUAUGGCAAGGGGUAAUAAUAACAAUAAUCAAGAAACAAAACACAUAGCAGGAGGGGUAUUCCAGUGUUGAGGUGCACCAAGAGAAGAGAGCCACCAAAGACAUAAAAUGUGAGGUGGCCGAAUGCAGCAAUGCCUUGUGGCACUUAAAAAAAUAUGACAGCACAAUCCUAUGCCUGUGUGCAAUGGUUGUUGUAUUGUGCUCCACUGAACAUACAGUAAUGGGAUUAAUCACUGUAUAAGCAUGCAUAGGGUUGUGCUUUUUAAUGUGACAUGUAAGCUGCCUUGAGAACCAAAGAGGAACUCUGCUGAAUCAGGCCAAAGGCUCAGCUAGCCCAAUAUUCUGCCAACCUAGCAGUUCAAAAGCACACCAGUGCAAGUAGAUAAAUAGGUACUGCUGCUGCAGGAAGGUAAACAGCUUUUUCAUGUGUUCUGUUACUCGGUACGGUGUUCCGUUGUGCCAGAAGCGGUUUAAUCAUGCUGGCCACAUGACCCACAAAGCAGUCUGCGGACAAACGCCGUCUCCCUCGGCCUGAAGCGAGAUGAGCACCGCAGCCCAUAGUCCCUUUGACUGGACUUAACCAUCCAGGGGUCCUUUACCUUUUACCUUCUGUUUUUAUUACAGUGUAGAGGCUGUUGGUCCAAUAGAGACUAUGCCACACACACAAAAACACAGAAGUUGUGUGGCCAUAGCAAAGUACACAGUAAUCAGUAGCUGCCCAGGCUUUUGCAGUAGAUAUGUUAUGCAUUUUCCAAUUAGUAAAAAUAAAGCAUUUAGUGCUGCGAAGAUGCAAUAACACUACAACAGGCGCUCAAUACAGACUGUAUCUGGAUUUGACAUAACGAAUGGGUGACAACCGCACCUAGAAAGGUUCUUGCUUUUGGCAUUAUUCAGUGUGUGCUCUAAAUAUAAUAACUUUGUUGAUAACAUGCAGCUUUGCUCAAUAGUAUAUGACACAAAUGACCAUGCUUAAUUAAACCACGUACACUUAAAUGGUAGUGUAAGGGAAAUAAGUAGGGCCAUUCCAGGACAACUCCAAAAUGUGAUUUGAAGAUGACAACUCCAGAAUAUUUUGGAAACUCUUACCAAACAGGUAUGUGGGUUAAUGCUUGACAGCGACACUGGACUCUUGGGUAAUUGUGGUGUGUGACCCAGUGAUCCAGAUAUCUUGUAUGGCUAAACUUCAGAAGUGUUUCUGGUUAGAUUACUAUGGGCUGUCUCUGAAGAUCCAAAUAGCAUAUAACAGCCACCAGGAUGCUUUUGGGAGUCAAGCGCUUUGAUCAUGUACACCUAUUCCCUGCCAGUUGCAUUGGCUGUCUAUUCAUAUUCAAGCUCAGUUUAAUGUUAUGUUCUUAACCUUUAAAUGGUUUGGGACCAAUUAAUUUGAAGUACCAUUUUUACCUACCCAGGUGUUGGGGCUGACAGUAGAGGCCCUGCUCUGUUGCUUUCCCUUAAUGAGCUAUCUUGCUGGUGGGUAUCAGGGACAAACCUUUUCCAGCACUGACUCCUCAGCUGUAGUUUCUUUCUCCAUGAAGUGCAUAUGACCCUCUCUUUGAUUUCCUUUCAGACAUCAUCCUUAGCUUCUCAUCAUCCUUUUAGUGAAGCUCACUUGAUCGUUUAGCUCUUGCUGUUUGUUUUAAAUUUUAUUUUCAGUAUUUUAAUUUUCAUAAGAAAUAUGAAUUUUCUUAUGCAUUGUGGUAAUGCACCAUUUGAAUGGGGUCUCUAAAAAGUAUAUAAACUAAAUAAAUAUGCUUCAGGUUAUUAAAUAUGCUUAAGGUCACAGUUCACAUUACCUGGAAGUAAGCAACAUUGAACCAAGUAAAUCCUUGUAGGAUCAGUCUUUGUAAUCAACACAUAUUAUUUUAGUCAAAAAAAAAGUUUCUUUACAGUCUACCUCAUUUUUUGUCAUUUGAAGGUUCUUUUUUUUACUAAACAGAUGCCAAUACAAUAAGACAUGUUGUUUCUUUUGUACAUGCAGUCUGGUCCUGUACAUGUUUACUCAAAACUAAAUCUCACUGAGCUUAAUGGAGCUUGCUCCCAAGUAAACAUGCAGAGAAUUAUCAGGUUCAGGUAACGAGUUGUUAUUUCAUAUCUGCUUCAUAGUGUCCUCUGGUGCUGUGUUCCUAAAACGUUGGGUCAUGCCCUUGUUAUCAGGAGAGUUGUAAAAGCAGAGGUUAAAUGAACAGCAGUUAAAGCAAUCUCUUGGGGACAGCAAGAGAAAAUAGAUAUAGAAGUGUUGCUAGAAGAACAUCAAGCUUAGAUGUUGUUGUGGCAGAAAUAUUUAACUAGUAGAUCCAUUUAUCAACUAACAUAUUUAUGUCAAUCAGAAAGGUGCCCUUGAUUUAUCAAGCAGAUGAUUUUUUUAAAAAAGUAAAAACUUUAUUUUUAAUAUUUAUACUACCUACAUACUGCAAGCAUUCCCUUCAUUCUGAGGAGGCAGAAUGCAUUUUCUAAGAUUAUACCCACUGCAUCAUCUAAAAACAAAAGUAUUUCCCCUAUUUUUCAUAUGCAAACUAAUUUAAUUUAAUCAAUCAAGCAAACAAUUAAUUGACUAGGUUUCAUACCAUUAAUUAAACAAGAUUUAUUUGGGCAACAGUUCUAUUGGCUGACAACAGGGAGCUGGACUAGGACUGAAUAAUUUAAGGCUCAUGAGAGCUCAUAUAUGAUUCUAGAGUAGGCACUUUACUACCUCUGUUUUUCUCUUGCCUUCUCGCCUAAGUGAAUCUGCCUCAUCAGUCCACUUAUCCCAGGACUACACACACACAUAGUUCUGAAUUUACAACAUGCUUUAAAGAAAGCAAGACUUCUUUAUGCUUCCAUUCAUCUAAGACUGGACUUCAUCUUCAGUAAUACAGACAGAAGACAUCAGGGCUCAUAAGAGAUAAGACAUACACAGGAAUGGCAGUGCUGUACUCUUCCUGGAUAAGCAAAUUUUUAGACUAUUUAAGAGUAUAUGCUGCAGAAUCUUCCUAAUCCGUAGCCUUCUUUAUGUGUUACUCGCAUGAUGGGGUUUCCAUGUAAUCAAGGGAGAGUUGGUCUGUGAUGUUCCCCAAGAUUAAAUUGUUUUCUCUGCCCCUGGUGUGCACCUAUGCAGACAUCCAUGGGUAAUACCUAGAUGUCAAGGCAGGGUAAACCUCACAGAUGAGACCUGUGGCAUGGUUCUGCUACCCCUUGACUGCAUAGAGACCCCUUUGCAUGAGUAGGGCAUUACGAACUAGGGUCUAGGUUUGUCACUUUUUCCUGACAGGCUCCCUAUAUUUCUGCCUGUCAUGCAGCAGAUAAAACAGGUUCUGUUUCCCCCAGCCUGGAGAUGUAGUGAUGGGGAACUGCUGAAUUAUGUUGCUAUACAGCUGUUAAAAGCACCCACAUUCCAACUGUCUUUUUCCAGCAGCCGCACUCAAACUGUCACUCACUCUUAGCUCCGCCCAGCAUUCCAUUCCACUCCCUUACUGUCAAUCAUUCUUCCAUUCAAGCUUCUUGUCACAUUGGAGUUAUCAAAUGCUAAGAGCUGUAUACGGAGUGGCAAAGAGCUUUUUAUGUCAGGGGACUCAACUCUGAAGAAAUCUAUGUCUCUUUCAUAAAUGUGGCACUGAUUAAUGAGUUGCAGUUCACAUUGGUGCAUUGUGCAGAUCCACUCGUCAAAGUGACUGUCAAAUCAAAGUUUUAUGUAGGACUGCCUCUGAAAACAGUUCAGAAACUUUGGCUGGUGCAGAAUUCGGUGGCCAGGUUGCUCACCGGAGGAACAAUGCAGAGUGCUGGUUUGCCCAAUUAAGCCUUAAACAGCUCAGGACCGCAAUACCUCAAGGACCUCUUCUCUCCAUAUGAACCUACCUGGACCCUGACAUCAUUUUCUGAUGCCCUUCUUCGUGUGCCUCCUCCACAUGAGAGGUCCAGAGGGUGGCAGCAGAAGAAUGGACCUUUGUGGAAUACUCCGGCAGGGAGGUUCAGCUGGUGCCUUCAUUAAAAACCUUUAGGCGCCAGGCAAAAAUGUUCCUCUUCAACCAGGCUUUUGGCUGAUUAACAUCCAAUAUCCUUUUUACAUGUGUUUGGGGAAGGGGUUAUUGGUUUGAAAUAAGCACAACAAAAUUUAUCUAAGCCAUUUUUUUUGUUACUGCCAGUGUUUUUUUUAUGGGGGGGACGCAGGGGAUAUGUAUACCCCUAAACAUUUUAGGGGUCUAAGUUUGGCCUCAUUGAGGGGCAGUAUUUCAAUAUGAGUAGGAAAAUGAGAGUACCCCUAAACAUUUUUAUAGAAAAAAGCACUGGUUAUAGCUAUAGGGUUUGUCUUUUGUAUUCUAUUUAAGACAACUCUUUUAUACCACUUUCAUGUUGUCAGACUAUGGUUUCCUUACCCAAUAUGAAUAUAGAGAAGAUUGAGGCAGUUAAACAUAUAUUAGCUGAAAACAAGUGAGGCAAGCUAUUUUUACAGUGGUAUUAUAAUAAAGUAAUGUAAACUUUUAAUAUUGCAAAUAACAUAAUUAGCUUUAGGUGGGUUUCAUGAGUGCAUACGCUCUCUCUUUAAGAAAAGCGAUAGCAACUCCGUACGUUUCCAUGGCAUUAGUUGCAAAGCUGGGUUAAAUAAUACAAGGAGCCCAAACAGAAAAUUCUCUCCUACCAGAGCUGUGCCAUCUGUGUUUCUGACAAGACUGUACAAAUGAAAUAAUGCUUGUAGCAGACUCAUGAAUCUUUCAUAGCCAAGAGUAAUCCAGGACUAGCUUCCUCUGCUAAUAGACAAAACCCCUGCUGGAAUGUAAUGGUCUGUACAAUGCAGGAACCCCAUGUGUCAAGCCUUAUAUAAGUCCUCUGAUGGGUGUCUAUGGAUCUGGGAGGGUUCAGUAGCUAUUCCUUCUAGUCAGCCAGCCUACAACUGGGAUACAGUCUCAGAGAGAUUAAAAUUCAUGCCCAGUUUAAGCAAACAUACAUUAACAGUUUUAUGUUUACCCAGCUGCCCUGAGACCUCCAGGUAUAGGGCGGUAUAUAAAUUCAAUUAAUAAAAAACUAACUUGGAUCAAUUUAGCUGCAAAACUCUCUGCUACGAUAAAUAGCCAUUGUGGUAUAUAUUUAUUUCUGGAAGUAUUUAAAAUCCAAACUUUUAUACAAGUAUAUCAAUUAAUUAAGAGCCUGAGGUUCAAAUUCCCACUCAGCCAUAAAGUUUGUUGACUCUAUGCCUGUCAUUUUCUUACAACCUAACCCUCUCGAAGGUUUAUUGUGUGAAUGAAAGGGAUAAUAACUAUGCCACUGUGGGCUCCUUGUGAAUGUUGGUACAUACUUGAAUUAGAAGACUGUGUUAUCCACCUCAAGCUUCUGAUGAAAAAACUGAAAACCUAUUGAACAUCUCAAUGCUGCACAACAGAAUUAGUAGAGCCUGCUUGGUGUUUGGAUGAUUGGUUCCUGAGGCUAAAUAAUGCUUGAGUAGCUCAUAGGUUGAAACCAAGGAUAACUCUUGCUGUCACAUAGUUUGCCUUGAUUUCAGCCCACUAAGAAAUCUGUUUAUCCAUUUCAUUAAUGGUACUGCAGUGCUUUAAAAGCUUCAUUCUUCACUUCUUUUUUUUGCAUGAAAUCAGUUUUGAAUUACAGUACCUGGUAGUCAGUGUGAAACAGCUGCUAAAGAUAAGACUUUCACAGGUUGUUGUGCAACAAAAAUAGAGUGACUAAUAGUAGAAGUGGUCUUAUUUAUAGAAAGCUCUGUUUUUAGACUAUAUUUCUAAAGCAAACAGCUGCUACUCUGUGUAUUUUAGAACCUUGGAAAUGCAGGGGUGGCUUGUGUGGGAAGAACAAGCACUCCACAGAAAGCUAGAAAUUCCUGUUAACCUUUGACAGGUUGAUGUUGAAUGAGGCAAGCAGCCUCUAAAGACAGCUGUGUAGCAGGUCCUGUUGGAUCUGUCAGUGACCAGUCAUUUCGCAUAGAAUUUUUUAAAAAUUACAUGCUGCCAUAGCAGGCACAUUUCCUUUGAACUGUGUGCCUUGCAUUACCUUUUAAAUCACUUCUGAGGGGCUGAAGUAUGUAUACAAAUAGCAGUGCAGUUCCAAAUCUUCUCAGCAGGUGUUGAGUUUUGCUUUCAGGGAACCUUAAUAAGAUUCAGUCCUAGAAAUAGUUACAGGUUAUAUUGUAUGGUUGUUCCAAGGCAACCGUAAAUGCUUAAGUGGCUAAAUUAACAACCAUUUACGUUUAAAUAUUGAAAAUGCUGAGAGAUUACAUUUGCAGGAAUAUGGACGUUUCCCCCACCUUCAUUUGCUUUAGUUAGUAAAAAUGCUGGCAAAAGUGUAAUCUUCCUCAGAUGUAUUUCUCCUGUAGUUGUUGUGUUUGAGAUAAUCCAGUCUUGUGCCCUGUGAUUAUUACAUGUGCUUGUUUAUACAGUGGUGCCUCGCAAGACGAAAUUAAUCCGUUCCGCGAGAGUCUUCGUCUAGCGGUUUUUUCGUCUUGCGAAGCAAGCCCAUUGACGGAUUAGCGCGUUUAGCGGUUUAGCGGUUUAGCGGCUAUUAAAGGCUUAAAGGCUUAGGGGAUUAGCUAUUAAAGGCUAUUAAAGGCUUAGCAGAUUAGAUAAAGGGGGGGGAAAGCGAAAAAAAAAUCUCAAGACUCGCAAGGUAUUUUCGUCUUGCGAAGCAAGCCCAUAGGGGAAUUCGUCCUGCGAAGCAACUUCAAAACGGAAAACCCUUUCGUCUAGCGGUUUUUCCGUCUUGCGAGGCAUUCGUCUUGCGGGGCACCACUGUAUAUGUGUCAGACCCAAGGUUCAAGUCUCCACCUAACCAUGAAGCUUGCUGGGUGACCUUCAGACAAUCCCUGUUUCUCAGGCUAAUGUACUUCAUAGUAUUGUUGUCAGGACAGGAGGGGGAAACUAUAUAAGAUGCAUCAAGGUCCUUGGUUAUUAUUGGGCUAUAUGUGUAUUAUCAUUAAACCACUGUGCUAUUGAUUAUCCCAUCAUUAAUUAGCUCUAUGGUGGCUUUCCAGGACCUCACCCAGCAGUGGAGAAUGCAUCUUUAAAUGCACCAGGUCAGAGUGGGCUGCAGAGUCUUCUUCCGUCAGCCCUCUCCCCCCUCUUCCUGCCUGCUGUAGUGAGCAGCACUAUGUUUUUGUAUAGCAGCAACCAGGGGAGAAUGGCGGGUAAGGGGACCAGUAGAAGAGCAGCAGCAACUACAUUUCAGUGUGUAGACACUGCAUAUUGGUGAGACCUGGUGAUCAUGUUUUCCUUUGCAUUUGGGCUUUAAUCCACCACACUCAAUAUAGUGGCCUUAAAGUGGAUAAUCAAGCCAGGCAGGGUUUCUAUGACAACUUAUUUUGGAGGUACAGUACAGGCAAGUCCUGAAUGUAAGAAAGAAACCCCUUAACAAAAUUGGAUGGUAUGAGUAACACUUCAAAAAUGGUAAUAUUGUGUCUUUGCUCCUUUGUUUUUGUUUCAUUGGAUAAAUUUAAUCUUCCCAUGUUUUCCUUUUGUAAUUCCCUCCGAGUUACUUCCUGUACACACACUUUUAAAGAAAGAAAGUUGAUUUUCUUCACCAUCAGUUUAAAGGGAAGUGUUAGGCACAAAUUCUUUGUAAAACAUAUAAAACAACCAGUGGAAUUUUUCCUCUCUCCUCAUUUUCUUACACUAAAUUAGGAUGAAGAAUGGUAUAAGCUGCCAUCCCUCUGGCUGGCCAAUGUAGGUGAGGAACUUGAUCACCUGAUUCAACUUUCCUGUUACAGAUGCUUAAUCUUUUGAUAGCACAUUCCUCCCAAGCCGACUAAAUGAGAUGAAUAACUUUAUAUCACAGUAAGAAUUGCCAUGCCUUAUUGUAACUUCCUUUCAGUCCUCAUUUGCCUGUAAUUUUAUCAUUAACCACAAAAUCCAAUCUGCAAAAGUGGGCUUAAAUCUGGUCAAAUGUUGAUUCUUUGUUCAUUUGUAAAGAUACUGUCAAGUUUGUAAAAUGUGAAAUGUAACUAAAUAUUUUUAUGCUGUAUUUUGUUUCCUGUCUAGAUACUUGUUUGAUAUAUAAGCCUCGACAUAAAUAAAAACACAUUUUUAUCUUUUUCUGAGACCUAUUAAAAAUGAACAAACGCAACAAAUUUGGAUUAAGGGAAAGAAAUCUCAAGUCUGAAUGUUGUUGUUGGGAUCUAAAGUACAUUAUCUGUGCAUCCAGAGGCUUUUGCAUUUGAACCAGGGCUGCCACAGUUCUGCUUUUUCAAAGAAACUUCACCUGCUGAAUCGAAUCAGAGUUUCCUACCAGUGGUCCCCUAAGUUUGGGGUACAGCUUUUUCAGUUGCAUUGGAACUCUGGCCAGUGUGUGGGAAGUUUUACAGAACGUUGCUGCACAAGCAACAUUCCCCGUUCAGCCAUUUGGGUUUUGUAGCCUUGGAAAUAGGUUCACAAAUACCUUUACUAGCCUGCCUGGCCACACACCUGUACCAAUCACUUAUGUCACCCUGGUGGCCGGAAUGGGGAUCAAAAACUUCCAGUGCACAGCAGCAUCCCUGCCUGUUCAAUGGGAGGCCAUUCUUGUUCUGAAAACCUGACUAACUGCCAGCAUUAGAAGGAUAGAACCUUGUGGCAGGAAAUAUUGUCUAAUAUGGCACAAUUGAUGCUGUAAUUUUUAUAUAUAAUAAAUCUGUGCAAAUGUCAUAUUUCAAGAAAGGUCAUAUGUUGUUUUAAAACACAUCCAGUGGUUGUAUGGUGGGGGAGGGGAUAGGGCUUAUUGCUUUGGUAAGGUAGCAUGACGUAACAUGUGCAGGAAAUUUUAAAUAGCUUAAUGUUUAAGUCAGGAUAAGCACCACGCUGCUGAGGUGCAGUCACCUGUGUAUUGUUACAUAAUCAGUUCUUUCCUUGGCUACUCAAGUAACAAACCUAUUUAAAAUUGUCAUCCUACACUGCAUGUUUCUAGAAAGGGAAAUGGUAUUUACUACUAAAGUCUGUUGUCUGCAAACCUAGCCUGGAUUCUAGGAAAUUCAUAUUAAUGUUUUUUCCGCUGAAAUUUUCAACGUGUUCUGCAGUAGACUGAAUUAAUGCACAUGUGGCAGGUACUUAUCCUCUUGAGAUAAUCUGCUUUCAAAUUUACAGUAUCUUCAGCAGUGAACAUUGGUAGAGCCUCAGCUCCCCACCCCCUGCGCAUAUAAUCAUUUCACUUGUGGAUGGCCGAUGGUGGAAAUGUUUAACCAGUGUUUAGGUUAAAUUGACACCAGGUAAAUUCUUAUGUGAAAAUCACAUCUGGUUUCUUUUGUAUGUGUUUGUAUUUCUUGCAGUUUUAUGAUGUGUAAGGUUGUAUGCCUGUUCUUGAAGUCAUGCUUUUGUAUAUAAAUGUUUUGUUAGUUAAAGCAUGCCCUCCACUGGAUUCAUUUAGGUUUGAAGUCCUUUUGAAGUUAGUUACACCAGGGAGAACACUGACAUAUUCAUUGGUCAAUUCUGAAAUGUUGCUAUAAAGCUUCAUAAAAUAUUCUAUAUAAAGUCACUGGUUGUGUAUAGUGCGGAGGGUGAGGGAGCAAGAACUUUCCUUUGUCCCCCUUUCUCCAACACAUCUGCCCAAAGAGAAAAAUGAGAGAGAGAACUCUUUUCCUUGCAUGGCCUCCUGUAUCUCUUUCCUCUGGGUUUUCUUAGCUUGGAAGGACAAGAUGGAGUGGGGGCAGAAGGACAGAUUUGUGAAUAUAUGUAUAACGGAGAAGUAAACCUGAAAGAAAGCUCGUUGUUGUGUAAUUUUCUCUCUCUCUCAUGAUUUCUUAUUCAGCCCAAGCCCUUUUCUGGCUUAGAAAUGCAGGAGGGGGGCACCCUGUACCUCAGCUCAUAGAGCACCAAAGGUGCAUAAUGUGCUCUAAUACGUCUCAUUCUCCAUUUUACUUCUCCUGUUGGGAAAUGACAGCUAGUCUGUCACAUACAGAUACCUGGGAAAGUUUAAAGACGGAGGUGUACAUGAGGAUGAGAUCUCAAGCGCUCUUCUGAUUUUGCCACCUUUUCCAAUGGUGUUUCAAAUAUACGCAAUUUCACUUAAACACGUGGUGCCUUGGAACAUAACCCCCACGUAAAUUGGGAGUUGCCUAUAAAGAGGUGGAAAGGCAUUCCCAUGUAACUUGGCCCUCAUCAGAUAUUUGAGCCCCAUGCUCAAGUAAUAUUUGGACAAAAACAGUGCUAAGAACAUUAUCAAUAACACACUUUUUUGAGUGAAACAGGUUAGGUUCUUAUAAAAACAGUUUAAUUAGAACCUUUGUUGGCAGCAGAUGUGUUCAAGAAGGUUCGCUUCAACUUGAAACAUGCCAUUUCAAAAUGAGAAUGUUACCUCUCGAGCUUCUAAUCUGUUCCCUGAGAAAGAAAAAAAUGGGAUCCAAAUUAACAACUGGAACAUAGCCUUGUUGACUUCCUUGCAUGGCAAGGUUCGCGUCUUCUGUGUCAAGGGCCUAGCUUUAGCCCGCUUCGUCAACAGUUAUACUUGUCAACAAAUGCCCCAGCUGACAACAUGAAAUUGCAGCCAGUCUACUUACAUGCAAGUAAUUUCUGUGUUUCUCUUGGAGCAUCUGGAUUGUACAGGAGCACACUGGGGCAAAAGAGUGAGAGGAAGAUUGCUUGUGUGUGCACAACUGAAGCAUCCUGCUGCCCAAGUCCAUAAUUCAGCAUAGCUGGUAAUACCAGAACUGAAAUCCCCUGUGUGUCAAAAGAGCAGUACUACUGUUUUGCUAUGGCAUACAUUUGCUGUAGAAAAACUAUAAAGAACAUUGAGUCAUUACUGCUUUGGAAUAGCUAAAUGUACAUUUCAACACCACAUCUCAAAUGGGAACAUUUACAUGUAUCCUGUCUUAUAGAUCAAUUAAUGUUGUCAUUUUGUAAGUUCUGCAAACAAGUAUUUUCACGUUAGGCUUGGCUAUUAAAAUAACAUUAUUACUUGGCAUGGGUUUUCUGCCUUUGUUUUGCCACAUGUAAUCUGAGAAGUCUCAUCUAUCUCAUUGUAACAGAAGACAUUUGCAACAUUAAAAAGGCUAGUUGUUCUAUUAUCAAAACCAGCUAGAUAGGAUACAUUUGUGACCCAGGCAUUACUUUUGUCUGGCUUUAUUUGAGUUCUGUGUUUUCUUAGUUCAUCUAACUUAAAAGGACCAGAAAAACCUCUGUUUUAUAGCAGUUGGAAACCUGAUUUACUUCAUGGGCAGUUAUGUACAGUAUUCAGCUUUGGUCAACAAAAGGAAACAGACCAUGCUUGUCUUAACAGGUAUUUCAUCUGUCACAGCAAUCAUGCACAAGACUCCUCAUUCAUUUCUGCAACUGCCCAUUGAAAUUCCUUUCCUCUUUGUCAACAGUAUUUUAAGCUUAACCUGGAUUUCUAGUUUUUAAUGGCACAAGGAGCGUGCAUGUUUCACAUUAUUUAUGUAAUGCCAAAAUCCUUGUUUGGAAAAUAUCUGGUGAAUUAUUGAGCAAAUUAACUUACUUCAGAUGUUAAAUUUCUGUUGCUGAUACUAUAAUAUGAGAAACGUAAUUCUUGCUUCAGGGGUGGGUGGGGGUAGUAAUUCUCCUGUCUCCCACUUUAAAGAGAGAGAGAAGGAAUGGACACUUGUCGUGAGGGGAAGGUUGCUAGCAUAGCCUGGUAACUUAGAAGGGAUUUUUAACGACUUAAAACAGGGAUUGCCAACCUAGUGGGCACAUUUCAAAUUUUGAUAGUGAUGGCGGCACCAGUAACAAAAUGGCUGCCAUGGGGACUGUGGCAUAACACAAAAUUAGAGAGACAACCACUCCCAACAGCCUUAUGCUUACCACAGGAAGUCAGCUGUAUCCUGUUGGUCCCGAUUAUGGAGAUCAUCACACACACACACACACACAAUGAUGCUGUUGCUGUCUAACAACAAUAGGGAACAUUCUUCAGCACUAGGAAAAAUAUGCAAGGUAGCACCCAAUAUCUUUCUUUCUAGCAGGGCUGGCACCAAUCUGGUGCCCGUGGGUGCAGGAUUAGCGAACUCUGCCCUAAACAAAGAAUUGCAGGUUCUGUUGUGCAUGCAGAAUGAAAUAAUAUUUAUCGGAAUAAUAUAACAACAACAAUGAAGUCAGCGAUAAAGUAGAAACCUUUGGCUUUACCAAAGUUUAAUGCUAGAGAAAGCAUUGCGAAUGCAUGUGACUUCAUUGACUUGAAUGACUAUUAUUUAGAUUUUAGAUAAAUGAUUUUAUGGGAUGCAUGUGUGUCUGUUGUUGACUGCAUAUUUUAAUAAUUACAUAUUUUAAAAUUCGUUGCAAUUAAUAUUUGAAGGCAAAUGCAUUUGAAUGGAAAUAUUCUUUCCAUUUUUUGAUUCAUUGAUUUUUUUAUUCCAUUGUGUUUCUGCAUUGAACAGUAGUUUGUUCUUUCAAAAAGCAUGAAGGAUUCUCUCCUAUCUACAUAUAAGAAUAUGUAAAUCGGAAUGCAUUUUGCUUUUAACCUUUUAAAUCUAUUUCUGAGUGUGUUUUCUUGAAAUGGUGCUUUCUAGGCAUUUUGUGUAUUUUUAAAGAGAGAGCUGUAUCACAAAACUUGGAUAUGUGCAACAACGGGUGGGGGUUGAUUAGCUGUACUCUUGUCUACCACCUUAAAAAAGAUAUGAGAGUAUACACACCCUAGCAAUGAGGGAGAUGGGCUUCUAGUCUUCAUAUAAUUUUAAGAAAGAAAAAGCUUCCAAAGUGCCAAAUAUUUUUGUGGUAGAAGUAACCUUGCUGGUGUUUAUCUCUUCAUUUUUUUUGAAUGGCUACAUAAGCAAUCCUACUGUUGUGUGCUGCAGUGGUGGAAUGACAUAUUCAUAGGUAAGUGUGGAUUGUUUAAGCCUUAUCAUGUAAAAGAGCAGUAAAUAAACAAUUUAUUUGAAAGGUGACCAUGGGUGAGCAAAUUGUCACUAAUCACAAAUGAUGUCAAAUCCAGCAAAUACCCAUAAUGCUCAUACUACCUCAUUCUACACAGCAGUCAUAGAUGCAAUUGAUACUCUAUGGGGGGGGUGAAUAGAAUUUUCCUAGAAACAAAAUAUUGUAAUUGGAGGGCUUGGGAAACGUUAAGCCUUGAGGAAAGAAGUAGAAGUACUGUACUGCACAGAAUAAUCAUGUGUUAUGGUCGCCAAAUGCAAAGAACAAACAACAGGGAAUGUUCUGCUUGUGAAUUUUGUAAGGGCAUCUGACUGAUCACUGUUGGAGGCAAGGUGCUGAACUUCAUUGUCCUUUGUUCUAAUCCAGCAAGUCAUUUCUUACAUUCUAACACACGUUCACAACUCAUCUAUUGAGUCAUGGGAACUGCCCUUACAGAAAGUAUGGGAGUCACUUAAAUUGCUUCCAUUUCACUGGAACUGCUCCUGAAUUUAAAGUAAGGCUCAUGUUUAAGUGCCUUACCAAAUUUGGCUUGUAAUGCAAGAAAUGUUAUCUUGAAGCAGUAAAAGAACAUUCCUUUGAAUCCCACCUCUCUUGGGAACAGAGUAGUUACAGCUGUGUGUACACAGUUCACAGCCUGGCAACUUGCACUGAAGGAUUUCCCUUUUUUAUUUGGGGAAAGUGUUGAUCUAUUUCAAGACAUGGAUUUGGUUUGAAAAUCCUUUUCUUAAACUUAUAAACCUCAGGGUUGGUUGUGUGUGUGCGUGUGUGGUUUUUUGAAAAAAAGCUUUGUAGGCUGCAUUGAAAUGUUCUGUUUUGUGUCCUUCAGUCUUUUUAAUUACCAGAACAAGCAGUAAAGAACAAAUACCAAAUGAAUCUGACACCAUCUCUAAUCCUUGAAUAGUUCCAUCCUUAAAUGAUUAAAUCUGAAGAUGCAGCUUUUAACUAUAAGCCUCCACUCACUCAGUUACUGUUUACUGUAUAAUAAAACAGAUGGGAUGGAGAUUUCCACUGCGACUGAAUUUCAGUGCUUGUGAGAUAGUUUGAACUUCCGAUUCAGAGAUGACAAUAUGCUGUCCAUUGAUCGUGCAGUGGAUGAGAGUAGGGGCCACUAUCUACCCCUAUUUAAAAUGGGGCUGGGGGAAAUGGAGUAGAUGUUUGAUUAGAGCUGGAGAGGGGAAACAUGCAACAUUCAAACAAAUUUCAGUGCUAGAAUGGCCACUUACUUGAUUUCAGGGUGGCCAGCUGUUGCGAUUCGCUGCGGCGCCUCCAAAGCCUUGCCAUGUUGUUUUGGCCAUUGGAAGCUUCCCCGGCUGCCACAGAGCAUCAUGGGUGGCCAGUAUUUCAAAUCUAGCCUAUCUGUGGCGGCCUGUGGCAGGGCUUGGGGAGCGGACCUGGAGGCUGCAUUCUUCACUCAGGUCUGCUCCAAAUUACUAUGACUGAAUCUGACAAUUUGGCACAAUGUCAUAGAAACAUGGAGCUGUGAUGAUAAAUUUAGCAGCUUGCACUGUAUUUGGAUUUCUGUCCUGAUCUGCUCCUAUCAGCAAUAAUACUGUACAGUGGUACCUCGGGUUACAGACACUUCAGGUUACAGACGGUUCAGGUUACAGACUCUGCUAACCCAGAAAUAGUACCUCAGGUUAAGAACUUUGCUUCAGGAUGAGAACAGAAAUUGUGUGGCGGCAGCGGGAGGCCCCCUUAGCUAAAGUGGUGCUUCAGGUUAAGAACAGUUUCAGGUUAAGAACAGACCUCCAGAACGAAUUAAGUUCUUAACCCGAGGUGCCACUGUAUUUACUUGAGUCUAAUGCGCCAUCAAAUCUAAUGUGCACCUCAGUUUUGAAAUCCUUGAAACCAAAAAAGGUAUUUGCUGGCAAAUGUAAAUGUGUCAUCAAAUCUAAUGUGCAUUGAAUAAUUUUUUUAAGUAUUUGAUGAUAUGACAUCAUUUUGUAAGAGAAUCUGGGGGGAAAUUGUGCAGGGGAAUAGAGUCAUUUUAUCCUGAUGUGUAAAGCAUUACAGUCUAAUCUUAAAAAGCAGCCUAAUCUUAAAGUUAAGCAUUGGUUUACACUGUCAUAAAAUCAUGAACUGGUACAUGGUUAGACAAGCAUCUGAGGAAUCUGACCUUAGGUUUUGCCCUCAGACCUUAGGCUUCGGGGAUUUUCUAUUUUAUAAUCAUGAGACAUGAAAGCAAAAAGGGGAAUCUUUCAAUAAGAAGAUAUUUAUUUUAGGUUUCCAGACCCUUGAUCAUCUUGGUUGCCGUCCUCUGUGCGCUAUCCAACCUAAUUUUUAGGUGAAAAUCUGAAAAAGUGUUAUUAUUUAAAGGUUCACCACAGCUGGGAAAAGUACAUCUCUGAUGUGAAUGGUACAUGUAUACUCACCCUGCCUGCUAAUUAUAACAUAGUACACCUGUACACACCCAAACUGGAUGAAGCACUAACUCCCUUACAUGAAUCAGAGAUCAUUUGUAUGGCCAAUGUGCAUCAGUGACAAUUCCCUUCCAGCAAUUUUUUUGGGGGUCCUUUCCCCAUGUGCUUCUCCGAAUCCUAAGUCUUCCCUUGAUGCUCCUCUUUAACCAAUGGGUUGUAGGCCCUCAAGCCAGACAGACUGAUUUUUUGGAGCACCACACUUCACUCCAGUUUCUGGGAAAGUCCAUUGACCUAUCUCCUUGAAGCUGUGGAGAAGUUCUCGGGUUUCUCAGGCUUCUCCAGUGCUACAGUAAAGCAUCCCACCGUCCCGGCAACGUACCGUAGCAAUCCUUGCUGUCCCUGCAAGGCAGAGUUUUUCAUGCCCACUUCAGGGCACUGAAAAUGGUAAACUAACAUCCUGUAAUCAUUUGGAUUUGCCAUAUGAGAAAAAAUAACACAGUACAGUACUGGUAAAUAUUAGGGAGGGUGCUUUUUUGUAAAAGAAAUUCCCAGUUACAUUUAUAUUCAUUCAGAUUACAGUAUACUUUAACUAGAAGACUCUGGGACUUCUCAGGAAAAGUUGUAAAGAGAAAUGGACAUUUACACUGCAAAAACACACACCCCAGGUUCUGCAUAAGGAUUUGGGCUCUUUAUAAAGCUCGACUGCUUUCAGUGAUUUUCCAUACCACUGAAGUUCAGCUUUACAGUAAACUUGUCUUUGCUUUUUAAAGCCUUUUCUCAAUUUAAUUGUGGGAGCUGGUGUUUUGUUUCCCACCAGCAGGAUAUUACGAACGCCAGGACUUGAAUUAUUUAUUGGAAGUAAAACCAGAGUUGCACAUAAAGCAUAUAAGGAGAAGGAGGUCCCAGCACCAUGGGGUGUUUACAAAGAGCAGGAUUAAAGAAAAAUGGUCUAAAUAAGCCAAGUUGUUGUUGUUGUUUUAAAAAAACUUUCAGCCUUGCCCUUCUCCUACCCAGUUGAACUUUGCAACAGACUUGUGAGGCAAAAUUAAUUAGCUCAUAUGCAUUUAUUAUGUACAAGCACACCAUAACUUCUAAGAAGUAAGUGCUACUUUUAGUUCGGCCCCCUCAUCAAAGCAUUGUGAUGCAGAUGAAACAGCUAUGCGUAAAGAGCAGUCUGGUGGGCACAAGGUUGUAUUAGGGUAUGAUACCAUACAUGGAAAGUUGUUUCCAUUUCCAUUGGAAAUAAGCCCCAUUAAACGCAGUUAGGCUUAUUUUCAAGUAGACAUGCAUAGGAUUGAGCGGUAAAAGAAUAUAGCAAAUUGUCUAAACGUGGUUCUAGAUGGAUGCCUAUUGUGUUCUUCAUGCAUGCAGGUUUUUUCCUGCAUCCACAUCAUUAGCAUUCAGAUACCAGCUCAUAUUUUCCCAUUUCGUCUGCAUUUCCCUUUCCAGGCAAAAUCCGAUUAGUAAAAAACACAACUAUCUGUUUGAGAUAAUUGAAUGAUCCAUUUGCUUACUAAGUCCUCAUCUGGAAGUAUUCUGAGUGCCAUUUUUAGGAUGUUAAACUAACAGACCUAUGUUUUCAGGCAUUUAUCACCUAUGCACACCUGCUUCAAUUUCAGUUGUUAUUAAUACAUUUUAAUACUUUGAUUUUGCAAACAAUUUUAAUUCAGUUAAUUGUACUGUAAUCAUAUUAGUAAUUAAGAGCAAAAGUUGGUGGAAGAAUCCUACGUUGGGUUCUGGAGUUUUGUAGGUGGUAGGAAAGCUGUUGUGUUUUCUCCACUCCUUAGCAAAUGUUCCAGAUGGGUUUAAAUAAGGAAACUGCAAGGUUGUGCCUUGAGGUGGAAGACACAUUUCUGUGAUUAUUGGGUCUUACAAACCACCCCACCCUGGUUGCCUCCACCGACCAAAGCCAGUUGAGCUUCCCUCCCAUCAAAAUUAUUUUAUUAAUUUAUUGCUGUUCACUUAAGUCUUGAGGCUAUUUAAAAUUGUACAAUAAGAACCACUGUAAUAGGUUUUAAAACAAUGUGAAUGUUAAGAUUGCUUUUUAUUUUUUUAAAAACUGUUGGGGCUUUCUUUGUUGCAUGCAUGUAACAUGUAGUUCACCUCUUAGUGGUGUUCAACAAUGAACUGUUAUAUUCAAUGAGGUAGGGAUGACUUGUUGGUAUGGGAGAGAUGUGAUUCAUAAAGCACUUCAAACAACAGAUUUCUGUUUCUUCCUGUGUCUUUCAAUCCUGGGGGAAACCAACACUACUUUUCUGUUUCCGCCUGCAAGUGGUAUUUCCUAUUCUGCCAACAGGAAACAACCUUUCAAUAUGCAUGAAUUAAUUUGUCCUCAGCAGACUAAUCCUUAAGGAUGGCUUGUUUAAACACAUUAUGCUAAUCUGAGUUAUUGUUCUAACUUCAUUGGGAGAAAAGCACAUUCAGUUUUUUGGUUUAAGACAGUGGAUUCAGAUGACUGUUAACCAUGUGGGAACUGCUACAAUGCCUCUCUAUGUGAACAUGGGGGUUUAGUAGUUCCUGGUUGCCUGAAUCUACCCUCACUCCACAUUUAACAGUGCAAAAGAAGUUGUGAUUUUCAGUGUUUUAAGGUGUAACCAAACUACCUCAUUUCAACACAGUGAUAUGUUGCUUCCUGGCAUUUUUGCAAAUGUUAAUUUCCAUCGUGCAGCUGCCUUGUGAGCAUUGCUUGACCUUUGUGUUAUCUAGUUAAAACUAAUUAUUGCUCAGUUUUGCAGGCCUUGUCAGCUGGCCUGGCCAGCCCAUCCCGUUUCCAUUAGUUUCCCCCAGGCAACUUUUCACACUGGACAUAGAAAUAUUAAUCACUUAUUCUCAGGCAUAGAAAACUGGAAGCACUGGGAGUGUAAGCUGCCAUUGAGUCUUCCACAUCAGCAACUCAUCUGCUCCUUUUCUGUCAACUGUAUCCUGGAGGCUGCUUCUGAGAGCUACUUUUCUUGUUUGAACUAAUGUUUAUUGUCAUCACCUCAGCAACUUUUCUGGAAAAGGCUAUUGAAAUCAGGGUGAUCCUGUAGUUUGGGCAGUGUUAUUAAAUGUAGAUAUAAUGAAGGUUAUUGUUGAAAAGAACAAGAGAUCUUAUAAGUUGACAAGGAAAAGAAUAUUAGUGUAAUGUAGACUUGACAUUGGGAUGAUAGAUUUGGCCUAAAAGUGUUAUACUUGAAGAAACGUGUAAUUAACAAGAAUUCCAAAAAGUGCCUCAUGUGACUGAAUCCAGCCAUCAUGUCAGUGUUCCGCAAUGGUCAGAAGCAUCAUGGGAAAGGGUAGCUAGACCCAGGCACCAGCACUGAUUGAAACAUUUCCGUUGCAGCUAUGUAGGUUGGCCUGCCAGAGGAUAGGUUGUCUGGGGUCCAUCAAAGCUAGAGUCCCAUUUGGAGAUGCUGGGGAUUAAACUUGGGACUUUUCGCAUGAAGACUAUGUGCUCUACCACUAAACUAAGAGUCUUCACCACUUUGGAUUUUGUUUUGUAUGGGCGGGAACCUUUUAAACUGAUUUCAGUGCAAAGCUCAACAGCAUGAAAGAACAGCGAGUUCCCUUUUCCAUUCUAAUAAGCUGGCAGUAAUGAACAAUGAGCUAAUAGAUCUCAUUUGCAAAGUAUGAUCAUUUCCUUUGCCAUAGGACUCUGAAGAAAUAGGCUGCGAAAGAGGAAUGGUUAUUAGCAUAAUUCUUUUGCUGCUCAUACCACAGAUGUCAUAAUAAACAUCAAUAGAUGCUUGUGACCUAGAAAUCUGCUUUUAGGUUAUGUAAAUGCAAAUGCUUAGUAAUUAAAUAAUUGAAAUCAAGAUACAGAAGUCAAUUUAAAAUAAAAGGAUAUUUGUUGGAUACCUCACAUUUACUUAUUUGUGUAAAUUAGAAAAAUAACAUUCAAUAUGGUAGGAAUUAAGUACUGUAGGUUUUGCUUUUGAGGGUUCUGCUGACCACCAAAUGCUUAGUAUUGGAUUGCGUAAAGGUAAAGGGACCCCUGACCAUUAGGUCCAGUCGUGACCGACUCUGGGGUUGCGGCGCUCAUCUCGCUUUAUUGGCCGAGGGAGCCGGCGUUUGUCUGCAGACAGCUUCCGGGUCAUGUGGCCAGCAUGACUAAGCCGCUUCUGGCGAACCAGAGCAGCGCACGGAAACGCUGUUUACCUUCCCGCUGGAGCGGUACCUAUUUAUCUACUUGCACUUUGUGCUUUCGAACUGCUAGGUUGGCAGGAGCUGGGACCGAGCAACGGGAGCUCACCCCGUUGCAGGGAUUCGAACUGCCGACCUUCUGAUCGGCAAGUCCUAGGCUCUGUGGUUUAACCCACAGCGCCACCUGGGCCCCAACUGGAUUGCUUAGAAGUCACAAAUUCCUUCUUACACAACUGUGUUGGACAUAAUUAAAUUAGUAUUGCAUUUGGAGGUACAGUAAUAUUAAUAUUAAUAAUAAUAUUUAUAAAUGUACUAGCCACUUUUCACCAUAAGAUCCCAGGGUAGGAACAACAACUUUAAACACAACAUUGAAAAUUGUUUAAAGCAAACACCAUACAUGUAAGACCGCAUCACUGGAGGAUUAAGAUUAUAUUCGUAUAAUUCAGCUCUCACUUUCCCCCCCAUCCAGUUCCUUCUUUCUGUGUUUUUUUCGCUUUUUUCAGGUUAAUGUUAUGAUUGAACAGUUGGAGUUAGGAGCAAUAACAAGAAUAGUAAUAAUAACUAUGGCUUGUCUUUCUUUCCCAUCAGGUGGCAGUGAAAGUUAUUGAUAAGAAAAGAGCCAAAAAGGACACCUAUGUUACCAAGAAUCUGAGGCGGGAGGGACAGAUCCAGCAGAUGAUCCGACACCCUUACAUUGCUCAGCUGCUGGAUAUCUUGGAAACGGAAAACAGCUACUACCUUGUUAUGGAGCUGUGCCCAGGGGGCAACUUGAUGCACAAAAUCUAUGAGAAAAAGCGGCUGGAAGAGCAUGAAGCACGCAAAUACAUCCGGCAGCUUAUCUUGGCUGUUGAACACCUACAUCGUGCAGGGGUGGUUCACAGGUGAGCUUGCUUAUUUAUUUAACAUGAGUGUUCUGCUUUUUGAAGACCAUGGCUUCACAGAGAUCUUUACAGUAUAUUCACGGAUGCAAAUAUCAUUUAGCAACUAUUAAACAAAAGUUUAAUAAAAUCAAUCUGUCGUUACAUAAAUUAAGCAGUGGCAGUUAUAAAUAAAACAAGAUGGAACUUGUAUGUGUAAAGCCUUCCCAAGGGAAAUCGUAUCAUUCUUCAGUUCAGAGUUUCAGGUGGUUGGUUAAAAUGUACAUUUUGCAACAGAACUUUUGUGGACUCCGAUUUUAAUUUUUUAUAAUUUGUUGCUAAUUCUUGAUACGCCAGUGUUUUUUAAAAAAUAAACUCUAGUUAGUUCACUGGUUAAUUUUAAGUGCUUUUUAAAAUUAUAUUUUGUUUUAACUAUGGGCUGUAAUCCAGUUUGAAAGACUUAAUGGCAGAAAAGGCAACCUCAAUGGUUAAAUUAUAUACCUAUCUUUUCUACUUUGUGUGAUUUAGUUGACUGGCACAAUAUCCAGCCAGGAGUGUAGAGAGUUGCUUUAUAGGCAGGCUCUAAAAGUGUGCAAGCACUAUGUGUCACCUAUCAAUUCAAGCAGUUUGCUAUUAUUUUAAUUAUAACGGACCCCUUAAAAAGGAGUGCUAAAUCCAUGUUUUAGAAAGUCACAAUUCAUUCUUGCCUUAAGUGCAGUUGGCGAUGAAGUUAUUUUAAAUCAGCUCUAAAAAUAACAGCACUUGCACAUCUGUGAUCUGUAGGUGUUCACAUUCUCUCUUUAUGAUAAACAAGACAUGGCUGUUCUUGCGGGAUGGAAUUUCUUGCUUCUGUACCUUUUACAAUAUAUCCUCAUGAUCUCUGAGCUUGUUUAACAGAACAGGUAAGGACUUCCACCACCACCAACAAAAUCAAAUUCAUUAGAGAUAUUAUUCAGCCGGCUCUAUCACAAAUUAUUUGUCCUUGUGUGGUAAAGUAGGUAAAUAAUUAGAUUGAGGGAGAGGAGUAAUUAAAUUCAGUCAUCUUAUCAACAUGAGUCAUGUUACUGAAAAUAGUGAAUUGUAAUUAUUGAAGAACCUUAAAACUUUUAUGACCUUGAAUUCAGCUAUAGAAAAUUUUACUGUCAUAUGAAAAUACUUGGUAUUUUAAGGUUAAAAGAAGUGUUCAAGGUAUCCAACUCUUCAGCUAAGGAACUAAUUAUUCUUUUGUCCUGCCUGUCAUUUUCAGUACUUGGCCUAAAAGUGAAACCUCCUUAACCUUGUGAGCUAUAGUAGCCUGGUUCACAUGUCACACUGUAAGCUAAACUGUGGCUUACUGAGACUGCCUGAACAUACUGAUUCUCCUUUCUAGUCCUCUUAGUUUUUCGUGUGCUGUGUUAGUUAAGUCGAUGCUUGGCUCAGUGUGUCAUCCAGACAUGGGAUUUUGGUUAAGCUCUCUUCUUAACCAUGAUAUCUAGCCAAGGUUUGUUCUUGGCUGCAGAUCAUGGUUAAGGAGGAGAGAGUUUUAAGCACAGUCCCACAUUCAGAUGACACACUCAGCCAACUCUUAGCUGCCAUGUUGUGUUGAGUUGAAAGAAUUGAGGAGGAGCAAAAUGGAAGCAGUCUCCUCCCUGGGAGCCAGCACAUUCAUGCAUUCAUGUUAAACCGUGGUUUGACUUAGAAUGAUGUGUGAACACGGCCUGUGUUCUGUAAACUCUCACUUAUGCUACCUAGUAGCCAGUCUACCAGUAUCCAGCAAUUUUCUGGGUCAUGAGUUCGUCAUUUCAAAGCCGCAGCUUCACAUAAUAUGAAUCCUGUUAUCUUGUGAGAGAACAGAGAGUUGCCAGUGGAGUGUAAACUCUUCCUACACUACAUGAGCCCACUGCUUCACCUUCCCGUUCCCAACAACUCAAAGGGACAAUGGGGCAAACAUUACACCAAAUUGCUUUUCUAAUUUUCUGUUUUGGGAGUUUCAACAGUGAAGUACAAUCAAAGGCUGUAAAUCAGAACCCAAAAGGAGGGUUUACCUAGCUAAUUCCUAAUGUUUGUCCACAAAAUUCAGUCCUCCCUGGGUGUUUUUCCCAAAGAGAUGACGUGAGGUUACCAAUAUCUUUAAAAGAAAUUCAUGGGUUCCUGUCAUGUGCAGUUUGCCACAUGGUUUGUUUUUGUUUGGGCUCUGUGUGUUCAGUGUGGAUAGCUUUGGACAGCUUUAAAAGGGGGAUAGGCAGAUUGAUGGAGGAUAAGCAGAGGCUGCUAGUAGUGAUGAUUGUGUUCUGUGCCCAGUGUUGGAGAUUGAGGGCCUCUGAAUAUCAGUUGCAGAGCGGGAAGCAUGCUUUUAUUGUUCCAUUUGUCAGCUUCCCAUAGACAUCUGGUUGGCCACUGUGAGAAUAGGAUGCUGGACUAUAUGGGCCUUUAGUCAGCUGCAGCAGGGCUUGUUAUGUUCUCAGAAUCUGUUUUGGUGCCAAAGCACUAGGCAUCCCAGAGUAGCUCCUCUUAUUUAUUUCUACCCUGCCAUUCCUUCUAAAAGAGCCCAGGGCUGCUCCUUUUAACACAGUCACCAUGCCCAGUCAUUUUGUUUGGGAGCUAUUGGCUUCCCUAGGGUCUUCCAUCAUUAACUGGACUUUAAGGCAUGUAAGAUGGGUACUGUAGCCUUCUUCAUGCUCUUUUGGAUUGCUUGUUGCCAGAUUAUAUUGUAAAAGAUGAUUCCAGGGCUGUCAGUCUGUGUUUGUCUUGUCCUAGAAUGUUUGAGGAAGCUUGGCUGAUUUUCCCUUGACCUAAUGAAGUUUGUAAUGCCAGAUUGAGAACCCCGUUUUAAGAAUACUGUACAUCCUUUUUACAGCCAAAAGCUCUUACCAAGCAGUCAUUUCUGAUGCCUGUCCUGGCUCUGUGGGGUCAUUUUGAGAAGGUCUGUAAACUUUGGCCUGAGGUUUGUUCAUUGUUGAAGCCAUAGAAGCAUCAAUCUCAAAUCAGAAUUAGAUAGCAGUCAUUGUCUCUUUGUCUGACAGCAAGAAAACAAUCUCAAAUGGCAAUAUAUGGGAAGCCUUUUCUUUUUAGAAGAUAUUUACAGAGGCCUUCAUGCUGUCAAAAACAGGAUGAGCAUUAAGCUUCCUAAGGGAGUAAGAACAACAAAGACAAUGAAGUUAAGGCUUUGGUGCUUGCAAUAGCAUCCCACAGGAAAUUCUCAACAACCCUUUUAAAGUAAUUUUAACCAAAUUCAAUCCUAUUCAGUGCAAUUACUGUCAGAAUGUCAAAGAAAGGAAUUUAAUAAUGUACCAGUGGCAAAGACAGCUUCCUGUGUAUCUGUUUUUUCCACUAUUUCUUUCAAUGUGGAACUAGAUGCAUAUCACCUUGAAUUUGGUUAUUAAGCAAUGCUUUGGGAGAUGUUAAAAUACACACAUUUCUGUAUUUUGUGAGCUAUAAUAGCAUAUGGAUGUAAGAGAUCAAAGUCUGAAUGCUGUACCUCCAUGCUAUCACCUUGGACAAGCCACUAUCGCUCCGUCUUCAUUUCCUAUCUGUAAAAGGGACUAAGAAUUACCUUUUCAUAUAUCAUUCUCUGCAUCAUAGGUGCUGCCAGACAGCCUCUUCUGUCUGAUAAUAGCCCAAGUUUCCCGCAUUGGGCCAUGUAAUGGAAGACUUAGAGGACACACCAGUUGAGAAUGUAGGCAACAACUAGUCAUAGGACAUUCCUAAUUCUUUCAAAAUACAUCUAUUUUGUUAUUCACCAUGUCACCAUACUGUCUGCUUGGGUCACUCAUGGCAUUUGGUUAGACCUUGGCGGAUAAUGUCAAAGAUGUCUUUCCUUAUAGAUUAUCAUACAGUACAACAAUAACGUUCUUUUGUUUGUUUGUUAUGACUUCCAAUUCACAUGGUUGCCCAUAGUCAAUAAAGAACUUUCUAAUCACCUCUGAAGCAUUGCUGAGGUAUUUAAACCAUCCUGACUCUCACUUCAAAAAUUGUGAGACUUUUUAAAGUUCUGAAUCUCAAUGAGUGGCUUUUUACAGCUGAUGAAGCCUAUUUGCAGGUACUCAUAGAGAAGAGGGUACAACUUCCAAGUAACUUGCAAAUGUCUCUUUUGAAGUUGCCCCCAGUGAGGGCUUUCCUUCCAAUGCACAUAGCAACUUCAGAAGAGAUACUUUCCUUUGGAUAUCACCAGGGGAGGAAAAGGUUAAAUUUCCUCAUCCAUGCCUGGUGCAGUCUUGAUAGUAUCUCUCUCCCCCCCCCCCAGCUGUUGCUAUAUGCAUUUUUUAAAGUUGAUGCAUUAAACCUCUACAACAUUCAGUUUGGCCUUGCUCCAACAGUGACAGUGGUUACUGAAACUUUGAAAAUAUCAAAAGCUUGAAGGCCUGUAUUCUCAUUAAACAUGUUUGUCUGUUUCAGAGAUUUGAAGAUAGAAAAUCUCUUGCUUGAUGAUGACAACAAUAUCAAGCUUAUUGGUAUGAAACUCUUAUUGCAAUUUUGUUGACUGGUAUUUUUGUUAUAAUAAAUGCCCCAAAACAUUCUGUGUGGCAGUAUAUAGCAGUGCUUUUUAGAGGAAUGUGGCAAAAGAAGUUGCAAUCCUGUGGUCUUCUAUGCAUAUAUAAUUUUUUUCAAUGAGCACUGGUAAGUAGCACACAGCCCCAAAUGUGUUACUUGCAAGUAAGACACUUUAAAUUGAUUUGAUUUCAUUUAAUUUCACACCUGUAUGCUCCUUUUCAACCCCCCCUCCCGAGUUCAGUAACAAAGCAUUAACAAAUGAAAACAAUACCUAAAAGCAAUAUUCAACAAAAAUACAAUAAUACACACACACACAAUUAGAUUUAUAUGCCACCUUUUCUUCCAAGGAGCUCAAGGUGGUAUACUGGUUCUCCUGCCCAUUUCAUCCUUACCGCAGCCUUGUGAGGUAGGUUAGGCUAAGAGGUGUUGACUGGUUCAAGGUCACCCAGUGAACUUCAUGGCUGAUUGGGGCUUUGAAUCUCAGUCUCCCAGAUCAUAGUCCAACGCUCCAACCAUUAUUCCAUAUGGGCAAAAUUACAAAGUACAAAUCAAUCACAAUGUAUAUAUGUUAGGAAUGUCAUUUUACCCUAUGACAAGAAACAGAAAAAACAUCCAUCAAACCACCUCUAUCUGUCACCUAGGGUGUACAUACUCCCCUCCUAUCUCUCAGUCGGGAGACAGAUUCCACCAAGUUUUUACCAGUUGGUGGCUUCAGUAAGCUAUACUUCCUCAUAAAACUGUGGUAAUAAAAGCCAUUUUCACAAGGGAUAUCAACAUUGUUUUUACAAAACAAUGGAGAGGUUAAAGCAAUAUGGGGAAAUGCCAUUUUUAAUAUGAUUAACAGUCCCUGAAAAUGAAUCAGUUGAAAUGGUUGAUGCUUGUUUUCAUGUACUUGCAUGCACAUGUAGUCCUAAUAAUGUGUAUUCUCGGCCCCUACUCACUACUUUUGCCACAGACAAAGGCAGCAUCUGGGCUCUGUUCCUGGAAGCAUGGUGUUUUUAAGAACAGGGAAUCUAAAAUUUGAGCAUGCAUAAUGGCAUAUCAUUGCAAAUAUAGUUGGAGUGUGAACAUCCUUCUACCACCAUACCAUUGCUUUUUAAUGUGUGGAUUUGAGAGCUUCAGUUCCAAGAAAGUUUUGCCUUUCUGUUUUAUUUGCAAAUGGAUUUUUUUUCUGGAAGUCAAUUACACAUAGAUGAGUACUAAACUUGUGCUAUAUUGUGUUACAUUUCUGGAAGUGGCUUUUAUGUCAUGUGAAUGCUCAAAUAUAAUGCAGCAAUUAACAAUUAGGUAACAUUGUGGAAAUGAAAUACACUGUUGUGUGAACACAGCCUUAGUCUUGCAGCAUCAGGCAAAACCCCACCCACUCCAUAUGAUUGGCUUACUCAUCUGCAGAAAGAGAAUGUGAAACUGGUUGAGAAGCCUUUUAUAUUUAUAUCUAAUUUGUCAAUGGCCCAUUGAUUCUUCAACUGCCUAUCAACUUCAUUCAGAGCACUGUUCAUCCACAUUUUGCAGACACCAUAGAUUACUCAUCUUAUUCUACUAUCUGUUUAUAGCUCCCAUUAAUGCUAGUUGUGGGCAUUGAUAGGAAAAUAUUCCCCUUAGCAGAACAUCUGUUUAUGUAUUUAAUUCUAUGCCUACACAUUUUCUAGCAGCAAUGAGUCUGGGUGCACAGUAGAAGCCAGAUGAUGAUGAUUUCAUGAGAGAGGCUUCAUCACCUCUGAGGUGAUGAAAAUUGUUGCCUAAAAUGGGACCAGAAGUAAAAAGCGAACAAGACAUUGUGAACUACACAAAGCUCUGUGUGAGACUGUUUCUGAAUGUUUAAGGUGUAUAAAACCUUUAAGGGAGAUAUACACACAUAUGCAUACAUAGAACUACCAUCCAUCAAACUGAAAAGUGGCACGUGCUGUGCCCCCAUUUCAUUGUAAGCCCUGCCCCCCUUUAGGAUUGCUUUAGGAUUCUCCCUGAAAAUACUAUAUUGGGGUGCUGCCUUAAACAUGGUUUGGGAGUGCAUUGUGACCCCUCUGCGCAAUCAUAUAUUGCCCCAAAUGAGUCUCUCCCUCUGACCCAGAACCUUGGGAGCCCCAAUGACAAAAAAGAUUGUUUCAUGGUAUUGUGUAACCUCACAGUGUGCUCUCAGUCCGAAGUACAGGUUUCAAGUUCCCUUAGCCCUCCUGAUGUCCUUAAGAACCCCAGGGCUCCAAUGAUGGAAAUACUAUUUUGGCGUGUAAAUCCUCUAUAUGUCUAUCACUUCAUCCUUGAUCCUAAGAAAUAGGUUUCAAGUCCUUACCAUGCAUCUGAUCAAAUCCUCAUGAUGUUAUAGGUAGGGCUAUACUCAGUUCUGUAGCAUGCAACCACACACACUGUUGCAAAGAUGCAAGGAGAGCAGGGUUGUACUCUUAAGAUUCCAGCCUCUCAAAUAGUUCUGCCAGGCAAGGAGAAAGCUAUUUUAUAUGCAUUUACUUAAGACACUUGAGCUCGUACUGUCAUCUUUUUUCCAUAAGUGUUAUUCCAGUUUCCUGACUAAAUUUAUAUUUAAAUUUCCCCUAGACUCAAAUAAAAAGCUCUUAACUAAAAAGGAAGCCUUUAACUGCAUAAAUGAUUGCAGCAAAGUACAAAUAUUGCGAGGUUGUUGUUUCUCCUGUGCAAUGUUGAAAGCUUUAUUUAUUUUCUUUUUCACAGACUUUGGCUUGAGCAACUGUGCAAGUAUCUUGGGAUACUCUGAUCCAUUCAGCACGCAGUGCGGUAGUCCAGCCUACGCAGCACCAGAGCUGCUUGCAAGAAAAAAAUACGGUCCCAAAAUAGAUGUUUGGUCCAUGUGAGUUACUAUAAUUGAAAAAGCUACAUGCAUGCAGGGGGUGGGGGUUGACUUCUCUUGCUUGACUUAUAUAUAAGUUCUAAUUGGAGCUGCUGGUAAAUUAAAAUAUGUAACUUUGGAAAAAUAGUUUACAGUGCUGAUGAUUGUAAAUGUUAGCAUUUACAAUGUCAGGAUUUCAAUUUGCCAGGAAUUUCCAAACAUAAGAUGAUACAGUUCAUUCUCCAAAGUAAUUGCUGCCUAGUGUGUUUAGUUGACCUUGGCCAUUGGGAUUUACAAACUGUGGUCUACAGCUGUUUGUGAAGCAGGGACAGAAGUUACCCAGAAUGUUGUUGUCAGAAAACAAGGAGAUAUGUUUGGCUGAAGAAACUUGUCAAAUAAUUUGCUUUUAUAGGAACUGAUAUGAACUUUUCAGUGACUGCAGUGGAAAUCUUAAUACUCCAGGGUACUACAAGCAAACAAAGAUGAAUGUGUUUCAAGAAAUGUUCAGACUUCCCUGUCUGGAAAUUUGAAUUAAUUCCAUUGAUCUCGGUGCAGUUAAGAACAGAUACGAGUUUCCUUCUUUGGGAUUUUUUGUUUUUCUUUGUCCUUUGUUUGCAAGCAGCUAGUUCAGAGAGCUUUAUAUUUUGAAGCCCAAUUUACAGUGUCUGUGCUUCGAGAAAAUCCAAAUCGAAACUGUCACACUGCUCCUUAAUUGGUUGCUCCUACAUAGGGUCACCCAUCCACAGCAAGCUGGAGCUGCUGAACGAAGAAGCUCUUACUGUGACAUGAUUCAAACAGAGAAUGCCAUCGUUCUUUUUUCUUGCCCUUUAACCUUCUCAGGCAAUAACAUCCUGCACCAUUUAAUUUAAGGAGAGAGACAGUUGACUCAUAGCUUGUUCGUCUACAGGGAAUGCUGUAUUAUAGGAUAUACCUUAUAAUGCACUUGCUUAGUCCUUGGGUUUUGCACUUGCUUGGUGCAUGGAAGCAGCAUAGUGUGAAUCAAUCCUGUGUAUGGUCCUUUUGCACAUAAGCAAAUCUUAUUUCCAUAUAACCAAAUCACCCCUUAAAACUGUGAACUUUUCAAAUCAGAAUUAAUUCUUAAGUAAUGUGAUCCUUCAUGCUAUGAAUGGUUUUAUCUCUCAAGAAACUGGUUAUGCAGAUACUCUGAAGGGAGGCUAAAUGCUACUGGGUUGGAUUCAGACUUAACCACACUAAAGCUCCAUUGGUUUUAGUGGGUCUACUCUAAACAUGACUGAGACACAAGAUCCAGCAGACUGUUGCUGCACUUCUAGAGAACAUUGUGUUAUGGCUUCUAUGAGAAGAGCUCAGUGAUAGAGCAAGUGCUUUGGGUGCAGAAAGUCCCAGUUUGGAUCCCUGCUUCUCCUAUGAAGGAUAGCAAAGCUGGAAAAGACCAUUGCCUUUAAAGAACAUUUGAGACCUGCUGUCAAUCGGAAUAAACUGUGGUGGGUUAGAUGGACCAGUAGUAACAUCAUAUGUUCAUAUAUGUUCCAUAAGUGUGAUAAACCAUAGGCUAGUAAACUUAAUGCAUUCUUGCAUGCCUUGUCUUGUUUCUAAGGGAAUUGUUUCUCUUAACAGUUUCCCCCACCACUCUUCUUUUACAGUGGGGUGAAUAUGUAUGCAAUGUUGACUGGGACACUGCCGUUUACUGUGGAGCCAUUCAGUCUGAGAGCACUGUACCAGAAAAUGGUAGACAAAGAAAUGAAUCCUUUCCCUACUCAGCUCUCCACAGGUAAAUAAUGCAGUUACUUAAGUGCUACUCCAUUUACGUCCAUACAGCCCUCAUAAUUAAUCAUAGAAUCAUAGAGUUGGAAGAGACCACAAGGGCCAUCGAGUCCAACCCCCUGCCAAGCAGGAAACACCAUCAGAGUUGUACUGUACAUCAGAACUUUUGUUUCUGGUGGGCUGAGUGUUCAGAACUUUGCUGAAUCAACCUAUUUGGUCUGUAAUUUCACACUUGAUUUGUGCUUUCUGUCUCUCUCCCUGUGUUGGUUUAAUCAGAAGAUGGAAGGGCUACAUUCUUCCCAAGAGUAAAGUCUAUUGAUCUUCCUGAGAUUCCCUCCUGGGCAAGUUUUCAGUCAGAAUGAUUUGAAAUUCACUUAACCCAAUUCACUGUGGAAGUUAUAUAUCAUAUUAUUCCAAUGCAUUAGGAGUAAUAAAUAAAAGCCUAAAUAAAAGCGUUCCUUUUUUACAUUCCAAGCUUGGUUUCAGUAUAAGAUGAUAGUGAGAAUUACCCAUAGGAUUUGUUUGAAGUGUGUUUGGUGUGUCAAGCUAUAAAUUAGUGUCAUAAUGGUUAUGAAGCUCUGUUCCUUAAUGACCAAUUUUGUACUUUAGCUGCAAGUGGGUUAGAACAAACAUAACUUUGCUUGCUUUGUUUCUCUGUCAGAGCUAUUGAAACUGUGGUAAUUUGACCAAUCCAGUUCUUCAAAUAUUUGCAUGUAUGAGUAGUUUUCAUAUCCCAAUGGAGUAAAUGGAAAGUUUCACUUUUGCUUCAACAGCACAUUUGGGGCGGGAGUUACUGCUGUUUUUUGUUACUUUCUUUGGUUUUGUUAGGUGGGGUAUUUUAUUAAUGUUACUGGUGUCAGGAGUGGUAUCAGAAGAUUUACACUAAAAAAGGAGAAAAUAAUUGGCAGUAGGCUCUUUCUACAAGUUUAUGUUCAGUAUUAUUGCAGAAAUUAAACUUAUUUCACUGUUAUGCUCUUACUUCUACCUGUUCACUAUUGCAGCAGUAUUGGCAAUAUUACUUAAUAGAGAAGACCUAAGGUUGCUAGCCUUUAUGCCGUGUUGCAUAACUUUAUACAUCAAACGUUGAUUAAAGUCACAUUCAGUUACUGCAUGUUUGGUGACUCUUCAGACACUGAUUUAAUAUGACAUUUCUUGUUAUCUCUUUGUGCUUGUAACAGUAGAAGUUCUUUGCAAUGCUUCACAAAUUGCUGCAUUAGACAAGUUUUAGAAACAGGGUGAAAGGCUUUAUAUUUAUUUAUUUGACUGUUUCUCAGUGGAUGAUGGCACAUUGAAAAGUUUAAAUUAGCUGGUAGGCUUCACCAAAGGAUUAGUUUGCAUUUGCACACUUACUCCCUUUCACAUGUUCACAUACCCAUCCAUCCAUGUUGAUAUCUGUCUGUCUUGGGAGACAAUGGAGGAGUGUGCCUUGGGGGAUGAAGUCAAACUGUUGGAAGGUUACAGCGCCUGCUGUGGCUGUAGAGACAGAUUCAGGAGAGACAGGUGAAGGGGUCCAGUUUGUCUCCUGCAGAUGCACCAUGGCGUUUCUUCUCUCUGCGCUCCUCCCAAAGGUCAUCUCUCCUCUGGUCACUGCUGAGGAUACACAAACUGACUGUCUCCAGGCACUGCAGUUGUCUGCAAGGGAUUCCCCACAUGACAGGGUUGAUGUUGCCAGCCUUCAUGUCAUGUUUGCAGACAUAUUUGUAACACAGAGUUGGUCUGCCUGGGGCUCCCCAUAGACAAAGAGCCAGACAAAAUAGAGAGGGGGCACUAAUGUGGUGUCUAGGCUUGAAAUGCCAUACACCCAUUUGCUGUUUUUGUGUGCCACAACCAAGCUGGAGUCAUUGGCAAUUGUACCCGAAAUUCAGAUGUGGAAGGUGCACCUCCAGUUCAGAACCAUUGACCUGAGCUUGAAUCUGGGACCUUAAAUGCAGCAAGCAAUAACCCUGCUGGAUCAGUCCAGAGAUCCAUCUAGUUCAAUGUUGUGUUUCCCACUUUGACCAACUGGGUGCUUCCAUGAAGCCCAUAAGCAAAAGAUAGGGAGGCAGUAGCCCCCCACCCCACCCCCGUUACCCCACUGACCCGUGACAUACUGGUUCUGAACCUGGAGUGCCAAAGACAGAAGGCCAAGUGCCUGGUAUUUAUAUUGAACCUGGCCAAUCUGAGGCUUCAGAUUGCCACCUGGUCACAGGGGUUGAUGUUCCCCCCUGGGCUCAGAUAGGAUUCUGAGGUUUGAGCAUGUAGGAAACUCCCAGCAGAUCACCAUGGUUUCAGACAGGUCUUUCCCAGCCCUGCUUGGAGAUGUCAGGAAUUGAGCCCAGGGCUUUUACCAGUCUAUGGUAGCUUAUCAGGCUAUAUAUAAGCCCAGAAAUCGCUGACCAUUAUGCAUCUCCCUUCCCCCAGCCCCAAGUAAUAUGUCAAAUAAAUAGCAACAUUUUCUGUAGGCUAUUCAGCCCUCCUUCUUGAAGACGACUUUCCACAAAGCCUUUCAGGAAAUAUUGUUAUUCUGUCAGUGAUUUUAGAUGGGCUGGAUUCCAGAAUUGUGGAACUUGGCAGAAACCUCAGACUAAUUCAUGGUUUCUCUUUUUAUGACUGCUGAGCUUCAGAUGUGUUCCAUCUGCAAAAAACUUGAGGGUUAGUGGAAUUACCUCCAAAAGGAUUGUUCAUACAGAGCACUGAAUUUUUAACUGUGUGCCCAUUUUAUUCUGAAGCCUUCCCUCCUCCCCAUUUCAAAUUGCAUUGGGUGCAGAAUUUAUUGAAAAUGCAUACGCCACAGAUUUAUCGGUACAGCAUAGUUGCUUGUAUCCCAGGGAUCAACUGUGAAAAAUGGUAUAUUGAUGGUAGGCAAAUGCAUGGUCCAUUAAGCCAACUUCAUGAAGAAUUAGGUGCUAGCAUUUAUAGCAGUUUACAGUGGAGGCUUGUCCAUUAGACCAAAUGAGGUGCUGCCGCACCAGCCCCAGUCUGCCCUCGGCCAACCCCCCACCUGCUUGUCUUCUUACUUAACAGCAAGUCCCAGGGUUAGGUCUCUCCUCUAGUCUUAUUGUUGCCCUUGUAGAAUUCAGCAGGGAGGAGAAUGGUGGGACAAAACUAGAAUUACUCAGCUCCGCCUGUCAUUGGCUCUAUCUAUUGUUGGCUGCCCUACCAGUCCUAAUGAGCAUCAGCUACCACUGAGUUUUUAACACUACAGAUAUGUUAUUUGUCUUAUAACAAACUUGGUAAACAUGGAAGCUAAAUUAAAAUGAGGCGUUGGCUGCUGAGUGACAUUGCUAACUCAUUUCUUAUAGACAGGCAGCCCAGACAGCAAUUAUGCUAGAUCCUCCUGUGAACAAUUUCAUUAGAUCAGAGCUAGCCAAAGUGGUGGUCUCAGAUGUUUUGAACUACAGCUGUCUUCAGCCCCAGCUGGAAUGGCCAAUGGUCAGGAAUGAUGAGAGGGCGUAGUCCACAGUAUCUGGAGGCCACCACAUUAGCUCGUGAUAUACAUGAGAAUUUCCUACAAUUCUUGUUGAUCAUCACCUUAACACAUGUAAGUGCAGGAGGCAAUAUGGAGGCUUUCGUGUUUCCUGGGUCCUGUGAUCAUGCCAUGUUGCUAGGAGAGGGGGUAGCUGUGUUGUUUACUGUAUUUUCAUUUAUUGGUGUGAUCACUGGUACAGGCUGCUCUUAUUUUGUGUUAAACCUUACAUUUUAUGUGAUUUUUGUACUGAUGCAUCCUAUUUUUUAUUCCAUGCCACAUUGAGGCAGUUUGUAAGGCAAUUAAUAAGUUUAAUAAAGAAUAACAACUAGCAUGUCUAUCCCCAGUGAAGACUUCACCACUAUCUCUAACCCACUGGUGGAUCAAUGGGAGCUGUAUAUUGGACUCAUGUGUGUUGGCUUUUGUUGGCUGAAUGCUCUCAGGGUACCUUUUUGAAAUACCCUCUGUUUGGCAGCUGUUCCAUGCACCAGCCAUAAUGUGCAGAGCUGCUAAUUUUAUGGAUAGGACCUACUGUGUACUUUUCUACACUGAUGCAAGCUGCCAGCAGGGAUAUGUGAUGGGACAGAAACGUUGUGCAAGGGUAUAAGUCACUUGCUGAGCUGUUCUGCUUAUUGGGACCACCAUCUUCACAUUAGGUAUGAUAAAGCUGAGAAUGAAUGACCUCUUAUCACGGAUGCCAUAGCAGUAAAUUCCCUGUGUUGCACAGGGCUUAGAUUAGAUGAGCUUUAAGGUUACUUCACAUUAUGUGAUUGUAUGAAGAACAAAACUUGGUAGCUCACACUGGAUCUAAGAAGGAAAUGGAACCCAGUGAAGUGAUGAAACAAAAGGAAAGCAGGAAAACACCAAACUGACAGCAGAAUUAAGAAUGGAUGCCUCCAGUGGUGCAGUGGGCCAGUGUGUUGGGCUGUUAACCAGAAGGUUGGUGGUUCGAGCCCACUCAAGGACAGCUGUGGGCAUGAUUCCUAUAUUUCAGGGGGUUGGACUAGAUCACUCUUUGGGUACCUUCCAAUUCUAGAAUUUUAUGAUUCUAGAAAGAUAAGGAAUGAAGCUGAGAAAAGGAACAAAAGCAAGAUACUCAGGUUAAGAAGAGUAAACAUCAAAAAAGAGUUAGUAGUUAAAAAUAUAAAAUAGCAAUAGAAAAAAAUAGGGGAAAGACGCUUUUAUAAAGAAGAUAGAACAGGUCAAGCACACAAGAAUGAGUUAGAAGAAAAGAAACGAAGAUCAUUAAAAGAAAUUGGAGUAAAUUUUAAUGAAGAGAGAAACUGACCCUUUGGUACUGGUGUUGCCCCUGCAGAGACCAUAAAUUGGCUCUGGAAUUACUGACCUCUCUGCCUACUGAAAUCAAGUUGGCAUCAUCUGUAAUGAGCUUCUGGUGCCAAAUUAAGACUUUGUUUUUUCAGCAAGCCUUCUUAGGAAAAUGAUUUAUAGUUCUUUAGCCUCCUUUCAGAUGACCAAUGUUGGUGUUUACAAUUUCUGUUUCUUUAAUGUAUUCUGCUUGCCCUUAAGUGUUGUGUUGUUUUGGAAUAAUUGAUAGAUAUAUUCUUAACUGAGUUUAUGGUAUAGAAAUUUGUAACAUAUGUGAUGAUAUGCUUUGAUCUUCCUUGGUAUCCUCUUUCUUGUUUUUCCUGGCAUGAUGUCAACCCUCUUUCAUGUGAUUUAUUUUGUUAUUGCUGUAUUUUAUUUGUGUGUGUGUGUGUGUGUAUACAUAUAUAUAUAUAUAUAUAUAUAUAUAAAACCUAAAAUGUGUAACCCCAAUAAACACACCUAAAAAAAAGGAUCAAUAGUAAUAAAUUGCAGCAAAAAAUGAGAGAUACUUAAUGUGGUACAGUUUCCCAAGAUUUAGAUACACAGGGCUCCAUUUCCAAAGCUGAUUGAUCUGUGCCACACUGGUUGCUUUUUGCGUCCGCUUUUUGACAAUAGUUUGAUUUUUUUUGAUGAUUUGCAUCCCAGCUAAGUGGCAAGUUGUUCUUUUAUCCUGUUGUGUUGCACAAGCUUGGAGAAAUCCGAAGUGGUUCUUAUGAAGAGCGCAUGUGCUCAGAAAGUUUCUCAGAUGUUGGCUGUGCAUCUGUUCUCUGGGUUUGUGAUUCAUGCUUGCAAGUGCAUUGUGCAUGUGGGAAGGACCAAUGUCAGAACAGGAUUUUUCAGUGACACAUCAUUCCCACCCCUAGCAGUACAGUUUUUCUGUUUCUGCUAGAGCAAGAAGCAAAGAAAAUACCUGGGAAGCUAUGUCUUGGUAAAACAUGCACAUAACAAGGCAAGCAUCUGUAAAGGAGGGGCCUGUAUUUCUGGAUUUAUUUUCUUGUUAGCUGCUCGGUCACUUGCCAGAGUGGAGCAAGGGUAAUUUAUUGCAGUGUUUUUAGACACAGAACUGGUCUAAGUCGGGGCCACUUUCCAUACAUGAAGCCUGUGGCAGCAGUUGCACUCCCAUACAGUGGUGCCCCGCAAGACGAAUGCCUCGCAAGACGGAAAACUCGCUAGACGAAAGAGUUUUCCGUUUUGGAGGUGCCUCGCAAAACGAAUCUGCUAUGGGCUUGCUUCGCAAGACGAAAAUGUCUUGCGAGUUCCUGGGUUUUUUUUCCUUUUCCCCUCUUUUUCUAAGUCGCUAAGCCGCUUAUCUGCUUAUCCGAUAAGCUGAUAAGCUGCUAAAAGCCGCUAAUAGCGCUAACAGCGCUAAUCCGCUAAUCCGUCAAUGGGCUUGCUUCGCAAGACGAAAAAACCGCUAGACGAAGAGACUCCCAGAACGGAUUCUUUUCGUCUUGCGAGGCACCACUGUAUUAUAGGCAGGAUCUGUAUCCAUACAUAGGCUUACUCUGUGAGUGGGCCUAAAACAAUGGAUUUUUCUUUCUGCAUGACAGUUUUGCUCACAGGAGUGAAAACUCCCCUGAAUGAAAACUCAUAACGUAGGAAGUGACCUUUGGCCAUUUUGCACACCGAAACAGGAGGCUGACCUGGAUUGUUUGGUUCCAUCUUGAAACACUUGCAGCUUAAUAAAUGCAUGCCAGUCAUUCAGUUGGUUCUGAACAGUGGCUCCGUAUUUUGCCAAAGUGGUUUCAAGAGGUAGACUGAACAUCUGUUGUAUGUUUAGCAUAGAACAAGUGUUUCCAGCUUUCGCUUCCCUGCCUUGCUCUGGGUCAGUUAACCUGAGCGUCUGAAGCUAAGUGACAUCUGAAACUAAACUAAAAAAAAGCACACACACACAGUGGGGAUUUGUGGGACAUUCUUAAGUCUUACUCAUAUGACAAAGUUCCCUUCUUGAGUAGGAUACUGGUACAGAACACAUAGGCCCUGCAUCUCAUGUGAAUAUUUUUGCUGGUUGCCCCUUUAAAAUGCAUAUGAGUGGCUCAAAACACAUUCAUGUGCACUUCACAUCUGAUGCAAGAUGGGUGUGUUUUGCAUUCUCUUCCAGCUCCUAAAAUCCUGUAAGGUCUGAAGAUUGUGCAGGUGUGUAGCCUUUAGUCUGCCAGAGAAAUAUCCUGUCAUGCAUCCUCUGGAUCCAGUUUCUUUCAGUCCCCCCCUCCCUUUAAGUAGCGAGGAGACCUUGCCCUUUCACUGUCAAAAAGAUCAUAAGGGGAGGGGAAGCUGGGAUUUAUUACGACAGGAAGGAAGGGGAUUGUCAGUCUUCUUCCUAGCUGCAGGACAGGAUGCACCUGUGGUUCCAUAUGAACAUGGGUAGACAAGGAGCAUAAAGGCAUUAGGUACAGGAGGUCAGGCACCAGAUUAGGCAUAUGAGGACCAACAGGCCAGGGACAAUUGGCAUGGUGGUCACUGGCAAGUUAAGUGGACAUGGAUCAAAGAUCAAGAAGCAAGUAUUGAGCCAGAGCAAAACAGAAAGGUGAGUUCCAAGGCAAUAAUAGAGGGGUGGAGAGGGUAGAAGCAGGCACAAGGUCAGCAGCAGACAAGGGUCACAGCCUGUGGCAGUCAAGAAAAAGCAAAGCAGGAGAGUAGGCAGAAUAGGCAUGCUUAAGACAAAUCACUCAAACUAGUGGUCUGACAUGGCUGCAAGGCCUUAUGGUGUGACCCACUUGGCCUGCCUGGCUCUUUUCAAGCAGGAGAUGGGGCCUAGAGGACACCCUUUUCCUUGUUCUAAACAUCCUGGCCUUCUGAAGAUCAAGAGCGCUUGCAAUGUGGGAAGUACUGGUAUUGGCUGCUGGAGAUCCUAGUUUCAGACCUCUCCCCUUUGGUGCCUUACAGGGAGAAAGGAAUCAAGAUCUUGCUGCCCCCCCCCCAUAUCACACACAGUCACUUCUUUAUGCCCCCCCCCCAAACCCCUGCCAACAUAAAUUAUUUUCAGGUCACCGAGUAUACAUUUAUGACAUAAUAAAUGCCUUAAAUUCCAGGCCCAGUGCAGCAAAAGUAAGAUUCUUACAAAACGUUUAGUUCAGAUUAUAUGUUGUGAAAAUCUCUUGUUACUCUGACUAGAUACCACCCAAUCCUGAUUUAUUGGACAAGCCUUUAAUUUUUUUCUCUUCCUGGCACCCUGAUUUGUUGUGGAACAUGAGCAUGUAUUUCCUUUUCCUGGCUUCAUGUGGAAAGUGCAUGACAUCAUUGCCUGGUGUGAAUAUGGCUAAGGGAAUGCCCUUGCAUAGUACUGAGAAGGUUGGAUGACAAUGUGGCUAAUGAAGGUGGUAGCCUUUUAAAGGCAAACUUAUCUUCUCUUUAGUAAAGGAAAAAUCACAGACUGUUUAGGCUGCUGCGAAUCCUCUUUGUGAACAGCUCUCUUUACACGUGAGGUGCAGAAAUACAUGGAACCUGGCACUUUUAGUUGGAUUGAUGUUCUUUGUAGCAAAGAGGGGGGAGUAUUGCUGUGGUCACGUUUUCCAAGCACUUGUUGUGGAACUCAUCCAAGAUUAUUUUGGCACCCUCUCCAAAUGUUUCCUGUAGUCACUAGAGAAUGCACCAGAUGGGCCACUCAAUACAGUUGCAUGUGACGGCUGUUUUGGUACAAGUGACAUGCAAAGCAGAAAUUAGUUAUUAUGCUGAGUGCAAAGCCCCAUUAAUUUCUUGUGGCGCACACAUUUAAUUAUACAGUCAGAGAGCAAGAUUUAUCCCACUGGAUUUAGAGAUCACAGUCUUAGGUUUUGUGCUACUGAGCCUUUCUGUAGCUCAGAUACCAACUUGGUUUUUUAUCUUUCUUUUCUUUUUUUAAAAAGCCUCCUAACUUAAAAAGGCACAUGACCCUUUUAAGAUUGGGCUUUGUGACCCUCCUUUAAAUCACAGAAGAAAGUGUCAGACUCUUGAUUUAAGCUUAGGCAUAUAUAAACACACAUUUAAUUUAAAAACAUUUGAAAUAAAUUACCAUGCUUAAAGCUGACAAUGUACUGAUGGUGUGAGCAGUUUGUAUAAACACAAGAGCUGUUCUUGGCAUAAAUCAGGCUGAUGAAACCACACAGAAGUAACUGCCAUUAUUUCAAUAGGAGUUAGAAACCAGAUUCAUCAGAGUUGCAUCCAUAAGUGUGUUUAAUUAUUCGUUUUGUUAUAUCUGUCUUACCUACUGAAGUGAUCACUAUAAUGGACUUCUUUAGCUGAUCUCAGUUUGUUCACGACGCAUCUGAUUUGAUUCCAUAAUGCUUAUUUUGUCAUGUAUAAAGUGCAUGUCAGUUUACCAGGAUCAACCCUGCAAUCUCCAGUUAAAAGGUUCUGGUGAUAAGGAAAGCCUGAGACCCUGGAGUGAUGCUGCCAGUCAGAGUAGACAGUACUGGGCUAUAUAGUCCAGUGGUCUAACUCAGUUUAAGGUAGCUUCAUAUGUUGUAGUCUUAGAGCUAUUUACACCAUUUCUGUAAAAGAUACAGCCCAUAUUUGCAGGUUUCUAGAGGUGGUGUGUCCUCCAUUUGGAAACCAUGUGCUUUUCUAAUUCAUACUGAAUACCAUUCAUGUUAUGUUUGGGGUAAUAGCUGAUACGUUUUUGGUAAAGUUGCUUUCUUGUAAUUAAUCAUCUACAAAAAGGAUUUGCAAAACAUGUGACACUUUUUCUCUCUCUCCUUAAUGUCUUUACAGCGGCUGUGAACUUCCUACGAUCUCUGCUAGAGCCAGAUCCUACAAAGAGGCCAAACAUCCAACAAGCCUUAGCGAAUCGUUGGCUUAAUGAGAAUGGAAAAGUUCUGAAUAAUGUCACGUAUCCAAACAGGUAAACUGUGCAAGAUAAGGCUGUUUUACCAACAUGAUAAAGUUCCACUGAAGUCAUUAGGGUUGCUUGAAUGAGGAAGGGCUGCUUGAGUGAGCCAGAGGAGGUGUGUGUGUGUGUGUUUUCAAAUGUUAUCUCUCACACUCUGAUCCUGCAAAAUUCAGCAUAAGCCCUAAUGAUGGGUGAAUUCCCCUUGGCUCACUUCUGAAUUAGUUGGCAUUUAUGAGCCUGGAGAAUUUUCGAGAAAAGCUCGUCUCUGUUGUCCAAGAGAUCUCUCCUGUUUUGAAAUGUUGGUACGUGUACUGCGAUGAUGGCAAGCACGUGAGUUUUAUUUGCCCCUAAGAACUGUAGUUCCCAGAACACCAGUCAUGACCAAGAAUGACUUUGAAAUUCUGCCGUUCUACCAUUACUACCCUCCCAGAACAAAAAUACUUGGGUACAAGAGUAUCUUCGAUCUGGAUGAGGAACAGCAACAUAAAACAUUUGCAGGAAAAAGAAAUCAAAACAAUGGACUAUAUACUGGUUAAGUGGUUAAGCCAUCUGUCAUGGAUGCUUUAGCUGAGAUUCCUGCAUUUCAGGGGGUUGGACGAGAUGACCCUUGGGUCCCUUCCAACGCUAAGAUUCUAAGUUAAAGGCUGAGCAUGAGUUCUUUUGCAUCAAUGUAGUAUGUCUGCAGCUGCAGGGAAAUUUGGAUUGAGGACUCUCUGGCUCCAAUAGUGUUUGGCAGGGUAGCACAGACAGGGGUAUGUUGCUCACCUGCCAUCUCAUCGUGAGCAUCAUUGCAGGUUCCUGAAACGGGUGGUGCAUGGGGAGCUCAGCGCACUGCAGGUGUGUUGGCAGGUGCAUCAGACUGGCUCUGCCAUCCAGGCUCCCUUCCCCUCCUCCUUUUGCUCUCAGGAACCAGCAGUGAUGGGAAGGCAGGUGAGCAACACUGCCCUAAUUGCACCAUCCCACUGCCUGCUACUGUCUGGCUUUCAAUUCUCGCCCCUUAUUUGCUUUACUAUGCCAGCUCUCACUUUUGAUUCUUUUCAGUCUCUGAUAUUUCCUCAGCAGCAGGGAGCAAGAUUAGUAUUCUGCAAUGGUUUUAGGGUUGCUAGGACCAAUUCCUGGAUCAGCCCCAAAUCUCUGGUGAAACCUUGCGCAAAGUCGCGUUGCUUCCCCAGUGCCUUUGUCCCAGCCCUGUAGUGCGGAGGAUUAUAUUUCCCAACCUCAAAAAGGGGUUUGUGAGGAUAAAAACCUUUAAUCAUUGUGAGGUGCUAGUUACUAUGGAAAUGAGGGUUAUGUAACACAUGGAUGGAUAUUAAUACAGCAGAGGAGGCUGGUACCUUUCUAAGCAUCUACUGCAGAUUUUAUGUGAUGGAUAUAAGCCUUAUUGUGGCCACCCAAUAAAUUCAUGGGCUGGCUGCUUCUAACCAACAAAAGUUCGCAAAGUGUGCAAACUGAAAGAGAGAAAUGGCUGCUUUAGUAGGUGCAUCAGAGGAUGAAAUAAAUCAUUGUUGAAACAUUGUUGUUCCACUGCCUGUUCUCUGGGGCACUUUAGAUGUUAUGAGUUUUCUACACAGUAUAUCUCUUGCAGAUAGGAAUUACUUAAAAUACUGAAUAGAGGAAAGGGAACCAGAGAUUACCUUAAAAGUGGCUAAAUUCUGUGGUGCUGCUGCUGCUAUAAAAUUAAGGAGACAAACUUUGAGAGAAUCAAAUGGCCAAUGACUUAAUACCUUUUAAACUAGUGAUUAAGGUUUUGACUUACAUAUUUUACCUGUUUUAUAUCUGAAUUAUUUAUUGUCUAUUAUCAUAAAACUUAAUUUUAUCUAUUUAUGUCUGUAUGCUCUCUGUUGUUGUAUAUGUUACACUCUGGUCAGUGACUGAAAUAAAUGGAUUCAUUCAUUCUUGCAGAUAGGAAGAAAAAGCGAAUAGUGUAUGUAGAUCGUCACCCAUGAUGAUCACGCAUAAAUCUAUUUCAUUGCGUAAGCACGAAUGCAGUCAGAAUGUGUACCAAUCAAAUGUGUUGGCCCAGCUUGGUUUUCAAGCAUUUUCCAAUGUGGAACUGUUUUCCAUGUAAGAAAAUUGUAAAUUUUUCAAGCAGUCCUUAGCCAGGGUGUGUAUGUUUGUUUUUGUGUGUUAUGUUGGAUGGCAGGCAAAAUGUGUGAAGCAGAUGAGUCAUUGAACUAACGUUAUAACCUAAGGGCCCUAUUGAUCAUUUUAACAGCACAAUCCAGUCCAUGUCUACUGAAAAAUAAGCACCUCUGAAUUCAUUGGGGCUUACUCCCAGCAGAGGCGGGAGCUUACUUCAGUGGGGCUUACUCCCAGCAGCUGCUCUAGCACCUAGAGCAGUGCACAUGCUGUGUACCCGGGGGCAGGGGGUGAUGUCACCCCUCCCCUCAAGGAUGACACCCGGGGCGGACCACACCCCACACCCCGCAUCCCCCUUCCUCCGCCAGUGACUCCCAGGCAAGUGUGUUUAGGAUUGCAGACUGAAGUUCCCUCCUGUCCAUUGUCUUUGUUUCCAACAGCAGCCAGUCAAAUGCUUCUAGGUAUCUCCAAACAAUGAUGUUUGACCUUUAGCAACUGGUAUCCAGAGGUCAUCUGCCUUUCUACGAGGGUGUUCCAUUUAGUAAUUACUGAUAUUUCAUGAAUUGAUCUAAUUGCCUUUUAUAGUUCCAUGUAAACCACUGUGUAUCACCACGUCUUGUGGUGCCAAUGGGAACUUCCUUCUCUUUGCAAAUGUCCGCUUUGCAGAAGCCAUCUUCAUCGGGGCUGGAGCAGAGGAAGGAAAGGAUUAAACCCCACUCCAUCUGCUGUGAUCCUUAUAAUUACCAGCUUCCACAGUGGGUGCUAUUUGCAUUUAAACAAAACAAACAAACACCCACAUGCGUGUUAAAUGCAAAGGAACAUUUAACAUCACUUUGAAUUUGGCCCAAAGCGAUAACAUAUCAAAUAUAGGUUCCCAGGGAGGCUGUCAUUCUUGAUGUGCUAUUUCUAGGGCACUAAACAUUAUAUAUAGUGCUUAUGCUUACUGUUUAGCACCUUUAUUGGUCUUGCGGGUAUUCUGAAGCAAUGAGAAGGCACAGCAGAAAAAUAUGAGGGGAAGAUGCAAGCUACAGAAACAUUUCCCCUCAAAAUAGUUGCAUAUAAGUAUUUAUUUAUUUAUUUGUGUUGUAACUAGAUAAUGUUUUUUAAAAAACAUUUCCAGCGCUAUUUUAUAUGCACAUUAUUUUAACAAAGUGUGUGCAGAAACUAACAAAAAGUAUUUUGUCUCAACAACUUUGUUAUCAUCAGUUUGGUUAAAACAGUAUAUAGUUCUUGUUACAUGGUGGCCAUUAAGGUUUAUAUAGCAUGUCUGUUGUCACCUCUCUCUGGUGACGCUCUCCCUGGAAGAUGGAGGGGGAAAAUAACCCCUUCCCUUUUCUCUUCAUGUAGAAUCCACAUAGAAGACAUCAGCCAGAGUGUGCUGCUCUACAUGACUGAAAAGCUUGGCUAUAAGAACAGUGAUGUCAUCAAUACCGUCCUCUCCAACCGGGCUUGCCACACUUUGGCCAUCUACAUCCUGCUUAAUAAGAAGCUGGAACGCUAUUUGGCAGGCCUUAGAGUAAGUUUGGUUGAUACGAUUUAUAUCCUAUGCCCUUUUAAAAUGUGGGUUUUUUUGUGUGUUGAGGGGCUAUUGGGUUGUUUUUAUUUUUAUUAAGUAUUUUAUGGUUUUAUAUCGUGAUUUUAUUCUGUAAAUCGCCCUGAGACCCCUGGGUUUAGGGCAAUAUAUAAAAUAAUAAUAAUAAUAAUAAUAAUAGGGCUUGAAUGACCAUUCCCCAAGACUUGAACUCAGGUGCUGAGUUCUGAAGGCAGUGCAGUCAAAAUAGGGCUAUUGAAAAACAAGAGGGAGCUUACCAGCUCAUUCUGGGGAACAACGAGAUUUGCAAAAGUAGAUUUUAAAUAACUUAAAGGGAACCCUUCUCACAAAAAAGUAGAAAACCCCAAUGGCCACAGAAUAUGGAGUGUCUGUUGUGGGGUGCAGGGAGGACCAGAUGACUGUGUGGGGUAUAGAGUGGAGUAUCCAGAAUGAAGGCAUGGCUGGCCAGUGCACAUGCGCAGGAGCAAUGAUAACAGGCUGCAGUCCUCGUUUCUAGUGUGGGCUAAACUGAAAGAUAGAUACUUGACUGAUGAUGGUUCAUCACAUGGACUUUUACAAGGAAGUUAAUUCAGUCAGAAGAAAAUCUGCAUGAUUAACUAUUUAAUGAUGUAUUAAAAGUUAGGAGGAAUCGUGUUUAUAUUUUUCUUUAAGGAGACAACACACUUUGCAUUAAUUUUGCGACAGAGAAGAGUUUAAUUUUAUAACCUUGGAGAAAGAGCUCACUCCAAGCAGGUUCUCGUAGCAUUAUAGUGUCUUUAUUAUGAUAGCAAAGGCAUAGCGCUAUUUUAAAACUGUCCUUAAAAUGCAGGAAGUAAGAGCAAGGAGUAAUACGAUGUGCUCUGUGAGUUGGGAGCAAGGCAAAGCAACCUAGUGAUUUUAGUUUAUUUGUUAUUUUUAAAAGUGGCACUGGAAAGUAAAAGCCUAUAGAGCAUUUCUUGACCUCUGUGUGCCCUUUUAGCUCACAGCACAAGCCACUUAAACAAAACAGUUCUCGCCUAUGACCUCAUGCAAUAAAUCUUUAUUACUUGUUUUCCUUCAGGACAUAUAUCUGUUCCAUUCUUUGCAUUCACUUCCUGCAUAGAAUUCCCAUGGACAUCAGGGGGAAGUUUCAUGGUGGUGGGACAGAGAUUUUAUGAUCCGCCACUGACUGUUGCUUUGACAAUGCAUAUACAACAAAAGUAUGAAUUUCCCCCUAAUAUAGGGACUGUUUUGCUAAGUUAGGUAAAUUGCAUACACGCUAUGCCUUUAAAGCAUGUUCGAAGCACCCUUCUUUUUUUAAAAAAAAUUUAAAUUAUUGAUUUUCCAGAAAUUUUAAAACAAAUAAACAAACAAACAAACGUAAAUCAUAACCUUAUUUAAACCAAUCUUAUUGACAUUGUUAAAUGACUUCCUUGUAUCCCCCUGGUUGAAUUUCAGUGUAUAUCAUUUUAACGGUUUUCCAAAACCAAUAUUCUCAUAAAAUUAACUUAAUCACUUAGCAUCUUUCUUUCAUUCCCAUUCGGCAUUUCAACAUAUUAAUUUAUCACAUUACAUAUUUAGAUCCUAAGCCUAUCUGGUAUUUGCAAGCUUUUCCAAUUAAUUUAACUUAAUAUAUUUAACUAAAUGGUCUUUAAAUUUCAUCAAUUCCUCCUGGUAAUCCCCCUCCUUCUGGUCGUGGACUCUUCCAGUCAGGUCGGCUAGCUCCAAAAAAUCCAUCAUCUUCAUCUGCCAAUCUUCCACAGUUUGUUACCUUCAAAGAAUUCUGGACGCUGUAGUUUACUUCUCUCAGUUGAAAUUCAAAGUAACCCAUAGCAAACUACAGAACCCAGAAUUCUUUGAGGGGGGAAAUGCCCUUUGAAUGUGCUUUAAAGGCAUAGUGUGUAUGCAGCCUUAGUUACAAGUGGGGUCUCCAGUGUAAGAGGUGAGGAGGCAGAGCCAGUCUCUCGGCGGCGGCGGCAGUAGCAUUGCCAUUUACCAGGGCAGAGCAGCAGCAAGGUCAGUCAGCACAGGCUCACCGACAAAGCCAGUCCCGGCACUCUUGCCAGUUUGCCACACUGCCUUGACUUCACUUGCUGCUCCUGCAACAUCCAGGUAAGUGGCAAUGAUGCCCCUGCUGUCAACCAGGUAGCCAUGUCCUCCAAGAGAUUAUAAGCUAUAAAGGGCAGUGGGGGUGGUUAAAAGAGAGAAGAUUUUUUAAACAGUUGUAAUUUGUAUUUCUGCAAAUGUCAGGGUUUCACGGAGCCUUCUGAUACCGCCCUCUUGUUUCUCGGUGGCCACGUCAUUUUGGCACUCGGCACCUGAGUUUACUCUUAGAGGUAGCAAUAACUGUCAUUUUGGGGCUGUCCCCUAUGUUGGAAACAAAAACCUUAAUUCAUCAUAAGAGUAUUAGUUGAUCAAUCAGUUUAAAAAACUGAUAUAAGUUUGAAUUUAAGUGCAAAAGGGGAGGGGAAGAGUACCUUUUCAAAAUUGUACCUGCCGUUCACAGGUUUUGUCAUACCUGUACUAACAAAUUGUGUGUGUGUGUGUGUGUGUGUGUGUGUGUGUGUAAGACAAUUAUUUGGAAGCAACUUUUUGGACAGAUUUUUAACUGAUAUAGCCGUUUAACGUACUGAGGCCAGAAUGCUAAGCCCACAUGUUGUUGGGGUGUGUGUGGUUAGAAUGGUGAGUCCUUGUGUCUCCUCUGGCCUCUGCUAACUGAGAAGGCGGCUACUAGCCAGGUAGAAAACUCCGAAACUAGAUCCAAAGCCUUAAGGAUCCACAAGUGGUCCCCAUCCUCAAGCCCCUCAGCUGCGCCAACAUGGUGCUGGUACAACAACAAUAAACAACAACAACCCUACACUCCACCCUUCCAGCAGGGCUGCAGAUGUAUUGUUGAGUCCAUUGCCCUGCACUACCUGGGCUCUUUGUUAGAAUUGCUCUUCACAUGUUGUCAUCUUAUAGGCAAGAGUUGCAUGGGGGGGAUAUUGAUUUUAUUUUUGCUAGAUUCAUUCCUUUUUACAUUUUCUCCUCAGAACAUCUCAGUCUAAAUAAUCUUUUUUUCUUCUGCAUCGCUAUCACACCCAAAGUAUCAGAACUAGUUCAUAAAAGCAAUUUGGUGUACCAGAAGCUGGUUACAUUGCUCAAAGUGAAAUAGCUAUCAUCUUAAUAACUUGCUGUGAUACCAGGUUGCUUUGUGAGCCUGUAGAAAAUCACUCGCCAGCCUUCUGUGACCAUGAUAGAUUUCUAUCAGACAGUGAACACCAGCACAAUAACUCAGUUACUGUCACCUCAAUCUGAAACUCCUAGAUUAAAGAAAUGGAUUGUAGCUGUCACCUGUGACACACUUUGAGAGAGCCCAGUCUUUAUCCUCUUCCAUACGAGGAAGGUUCCAUCAAUAAUGAAGAGCACUUUCCUCUGUUAUCUCUGUCUUCUUUGAAAAGUCCAAACUCCCAGCAGUGCUACCUCAGAGCUAUAUAAAAAUUAUCAGGAAGGAAUUGUUAGCCUGUCCUUUUGAUCUACAUGAUGGUUGACUCUUUUUCUGUUAAAGUAGGUAGAGGUGCAGUUAAUGAGGAAGUUGCUUGUAAGCCCUCUGCCUUUUGGGUGUUUCUUGUUUAAAAGAGAAUUUGGACGCCCUAGAGGCUUUCCAGUUCAAGCAUCAAGGAAACUGGUUGCAUUUUUAAAAUAAUUUAAUUCCCAUGGUUAGUGCUUGUUUACCAACAUCUGAUUGGUUUCCGUUUUACCUGAAGGUGAUUAUUUUUGUGAGUAACAAGAAUUGUUAAAUGCAUCCCUAGUUAUGAUUCUAUUUGGGAGGGAAGCAUGUUAAGAAGAUCUAUAGCUGACUAUUUAUUUACAGCAAUUUCUGAAGUAAAAUAAUUGUGAGAUUGAGGCUACAGUCCUAUACCCGUUUACCUACCAUGGAUAUUUGGGCUUAACCUGUUACUAGACAAUUACAAGAUUGUAAUUUUGUUAGACUAUACUGUCAAAUAAUAACUGAGGAGGGCAGACUUCAGGCUUGUGGGAUCUACUUGAUUUUCCCCCACUAAUGUCCUGAGGAGGAAGAACCAGGUGCAAAAUAGUGACUCUGGGAAAGGACAUAUUUUCAGAACGCAAAGUAGUACUAACCACAUGCUCAGCCCAGGUCAAAACUCCACUCUUGGCUUUUUAUGAGUCAUUCUGUAUUUCAGCAGCCUAAUUUAGAAUAGGGAGGAAGCCUUUUAGAUGUUGAUGCUCUUAACCCAGAACUUGCCAAACUAUGCAAAUCACCUACCUACCCACCAGUAGAUUCCAGUCUGGCCACCCCAAUAUUUAGAGUGGAAGUAGUGAUUGCAAUUCUUUUAAACAAGUAUUUGAACUAAUCUGUGCUCUAAUUCUCCCCACAAAUACCUUACAAUUAUUAUUUAUCCUUCCAGAAGACAGAAGCUCCCGAUAAUGUGUACAUGAACCAUUGGUGUCGGAUAGAAAAAUACAAGUCAAACAAGGACACCUACGAGGUAAACCAGGUUACAAUUAUUUGGAACCAGGCAAUACUUGGGCAUUUCCCUUGACUGUUAUUUCAACUUUGGUUCAACAAAGAGUACAAACAAAAAGUCAUGCCCAGAGGUCUCUUGAAGGAUGGCUGUGCAAGAGAAACUUACCAUAUGACUCACUGCAAAACAUGCCAAGGCAACAUGGGGUAAUCCAGUUUGGCAAAUGCUGAAUAUAUCCUCAGGGAGGAGUGGGAUAUAAAUUCAAUAAAUAAAUUCAUUCAAUCAAUCAAUCAAUCAAUCAAUCAAUAAAUGGAAAUAAUACUAUCCCCAUUUUUAGAAACAAAGUCAAUACAAGUCGACAAUAGAUGCUGUUGAUAUCUUUUCUUUUCUUUUUUAAAGUAGCAACUGCUAAGCUAUUGCUAAUGCUGCACCACAGCUUGUUAUUUUCAUUUAGAGCGAUUUCAGCAUUUCCCAAAACAGAUUCUGUUUAAGGAAUAAUUCAGUGGCAGAGAACACUUUGACCAACAUUUGCUGUAAUGCCAUGUUCCCUAAUUGCCCCCUACUUACCUAAGUGGAACCAUUGUAUUUGAUGCCAUGUAUUUAUCACAAGAGCCAUAAUCCAGCUCUUUGGCUCCGGCUCAGAGAGAGUGUGCUGAUCAUACAGGGCAAUUGUACGGAGGUGCAAAGCUGAUGUAAGGAUACACAGAGUUGGUGGUGCACACAUCCCAGGGGAUGGAGUCUAUAUCAGGCAAUAUUUGAAUACUAAAUAUUUGAAUACUAAAUAUUUGGACAAUAUAGCAGGGCACCAGAAAAUUUUAAUUCAUGAAUCUAAUUAUUAGCUCUCCUUUCAUUUUUGCUUUGUUUGGGAAUUGCCCCUCUAUUGUUUCAUAGAAGUAAUACAAUAAAAAGACCUUAAAAACAAUGAACCGUCAUAGCUCAUUGAACAACAAAAUAGAUAUUUUGCUUUAGAAGUCAACCUCCAAUUCGGUGUUGUUUAGCAACCAGGUUAGGACAUAGCUUCUCUCUGGCAACAGUCCAGAAAUGCAGCCACUUUCUUCCUUCUCUGUUCUUGAAGGAGAGCAGAGCUCAUCCUGCUUCUGCUUCUGUAACUCGACUGAUGUGAACAUUCACAGCUGUAAUUUAACUUGCAAUAUUUGCAAAAAAAAAAAAAGAAUACUUUUCGAAGAUUGCUGUUAAAACCAUGGUAUUAAUUGUGAUGUUGUGUUUUUAUUAAAUUAAUUGGGCCAGUAAAUAUUUUUGCUUCACAUUUUUUCAAAAUCAUUUGCUGGCGUGUAUGUGUGUGUUUUUGUAUGUAGACAUAUAUGUACAUCUAUAUAUAGACACAACAGAUACCUACAGAGAUACAUACAUAUACACAUACAGAAAUAUGUGUGCCCAUGCACAUACACCCAGCCCAAAUGGAUAGAAUCAAAAACUAAUAGAAAGUGUGUGACUCCUAAGAUAUUUGAUCAUAUAAAGAUUUAAUAAUUAUGCCAGGGGGGAGGGGGAAUCAAUUUCCAUUGUGUCUCAUGUUCUGGCUUAUUGCAAAACUUUAUCAUCAGCACAUGUAUGUAGUUGAAACCAGCAGUUGUUGGUAGCAUGUCUUAAGGGCCCCUCGUAAUUUCAUUUGAUACAGACAUGUGAACGAGACACACAUCUCAGUGUUCUUCAGCUACUACAGCCAGACAAAACAUCCUUUUCAGCCGAGCUUGCAGCUACGGACAUCCACUUGCAAAGAGCUUUUCUGAACGUAAGAGAUACAUGAAAGCGCAUCAGAGCGUUACUAUGGAGAUGCAGCCAGACAGCUCCUAGGGUCCUCCUGCACUUUGCAGAAAAUUCUUCCGCAUCAUUUUAAUAAUGGGAAAAACAAAUGCAAAAGAAGGUUCUUCUGUCCACUAGAUACCAGAAUCCAAAGUGCAAGUGGUUUUGGUGAGGCAUGUCUGUGUCACCAUCUGAGUGAUGGGAAUCAUAGUGACCAAUAUCCAAUACUUGUCAUGAGGAUGGAUUGGAUAAAAAUUGUAAAGCAUGCUUUACAUUGAAAGUGCUACAUAAAAUAUUAUACCAACUGUUAUUAAUCCUAGGUAAUUCUUUGUAAUGCUGUCAUAGCUUCUAGUCUGACAGUUUGCUGAACUUCAGUUAGCAUCCUUCCCUGUGCAAUCAGAGCUAAACACAUAAGCUGAUAACAUGCCAAUCGCUACCAAGUGCUAGAUUUCAAGGCUGUUGAUGGAUGCUCCUUAUUUUCAUCUCGGAGCAUACGAAACCUGGGUAUCCUCUUCUAUAAAUCUGGGUGUCAGAUUGUAACCUUGGUGUUCUGGAAUCCUUCAAUUUUCAAUAGCAGUUGGGGGGUCACAUAGUUUUCACUUCUUGGCCAAUUAUUUACGAUGAUUAGCUUGAUGCACCAUCAAUUUGUGUUCAUCCCUGUCGGUGGUGGGUGGUACAGCCCAAGACCUGAGGUGCUGUAAAUCCCACCAACCUCCCAGGAUGUUUUCCUUCUGCUCCACCCAACCAAAGCUGCUCCUACUUUCCCAUCCUAGUUCUAUUACUGGUAUGAUAUGAAACCUCCAUGUACAGACACAUGAAUUGCGUUUUGGGAGAAAGAAGAUAUAAGAAAGUCACACGGUGGCAAAUUACUGGAACUGCACUACUCGCAGGAAGGAGAGGGAUCCAAAGGGGACAUAAGGUUGCUAGGCCCAAAACAGGGCUGGGGCGCCUUUUCCAGCCUGAUGAACUUGCUUCCAUUAACUUAAUGCUGCCUUUUCAAACUUGGAAUGCUGUUAAGAAGCAGUGUUUUUACUUCACCUGUUUUUGAAGCUUUCUAAAGCAGAUUCCAACAAACCAAACCGUUUUUGUUUAUGUGCUUUUAAAUUUGAAGGACAAAAAGGUCAAGGAACAGGAAACGAAGGAAGAGCCUCUUCACCCGCUUCUGAAGAAAUCAGAGAAAAAUUCCCCCACUUACAAAGAACCUCCUACCUGCCUUCUGACACAGAUACAGACUACAAAAGCUCUGCUGAAUGAUCACAAAGCUACCCAGGGUGGUGCACCAGAGAAAGGUAAGUGGAGCCAUCUUUCCACAUCUUUCUUGAUGUGAUCUAGACUUGCUUUGUAAGUUGCAGAUCAGAGAAAAUUAGGGUAUAUCACAGACUUUCACUGCCAUCCUGUACAUAUCUGCUCAGAAGCUGGCCCUGCUGUGUUCAGGAAUUACUCCCAGGUCAAUGCAUAUAGGCUUGCAGCAUUUUAGUGUGACUCAGUUCAUCUUUACUCGGGUAUAUGUCCCACUGUGUUCAGUGGGAUUACUCCCCGGUAAGGAUGCAUAGGAUAACAGCCAUCAACUUGUUUAACACAUACUAUCUCUCCCUAGGGAAUCCUAAUUGUGGCAGGGAGUUGGGGGUAUAGAAUAUUUGAAUUCUGGGACUUGUAAUCUGAUGAGGGUGAUGAUAUUUUCUCAGGACUCUUACCAUCUUAGAAUUCCCUGGGGAAGCCAUGACAGGAGACCUGUCAUGUAAACUGUUCCACAAGAGGCAUGGGAUGGUAUUUAAGUUUGGUCUUGGUCCACACUCAUAUUCUUUUUCUGCCAUUUGAUUUUAUAAUUCAUUUUAGUGCUGUAGGCCAUUCACAAACAUAACAAAGAAUAGCUGUUAAGAGCAUGGUUUUAGCAGAGCUCCAUUCCAUAUUUUACAUUUUUUGCACGUACACUUAAUAUUGUUUACAUGUAAAUAUAAAACUGUACAUUAUAAACUCAGAAAGCAUGUAUUUGUAACUAGGUGUAUUGCACAGAUAUACAUAUCAGUGAGUCACAUUUAGCCACAUCAUGCAUGGGCAGUUUUAAAUACACAUUCACUGCUGCAUAAGUUGUGAAAUAGCAGUUGACUUACAGCACUCAACAUCAAGAUGCAUCCCAGAAAGACAAAUUUGUUUGGGGAUAAUUGCAUGCUCUGAAAUGUUCUGUUUCCUGACUUCCAGUAUGUUUGAAUCAUCACUGGCUUUUCAGAUAAGAUUCCUUCCUCUAUUCAAACUUCUUAGUGCACAGUUAUCUUUCUUUCUGUCCCGGAUAAUGGUUUAAGUUUGAUUAGCUUGGGAAGGGACAUGACCACAGAUUCCCUUGGGCGGGGGGGAGAGAAGGGGGUUGACAGCCUUGACAGAACAGAGAAAUGAGAAUAGUAGAAAGGUUAGCUUUCUGAUGGGGCAGGCAGGCAAAGUGUAAGACAAAGUAGAGAAGGAAUAAGCAGGAUAACACACCUUAAGGGAAAACACAUUUUGGAUUAAACUUGUAUUUACUGUAUUGUUCUGGGGGUAUGUUUAUGUUUAGGAUUUGAAUUUCACUCAGGCAGUUUCUCACUUGAUGACUUAUAGCUGGCCUUGUCUCAGGGAGGGGGGAUCCAUGAAAGGUUUUUCUUGACUCUUUUAAAAAAUUGUUUUGUAGAUUCUCCUAGUGGCUUGAGCCCCUUCCAUGAAUCAGCUACAGCCAAGACAGGUUGUGUCACCUCCUAUUCUCUGGAAUACCUUGAAAUCCAGCAACCUGUUCCAAGGACCCCAAGGCUUACCAAGCGGCAAGAUUCGCCUCAGCAAGAGCCCUCAAGCCCUGGCAGCCAGAAUUUGGAUUCUCCUUUAAUUCUGAACAUUGUGCAUUCUUUUGAAACCGGCGACAGAGAGGACCAAAUAGACCAAAUUUCUCCCACGCAUCAGUAUCGAAUGCUAAGCUCACCAGUCAAUUUUGGUCGGAGAAGUUCCAGUGAAAGGACAUUGUCUCCGCUCUUCCAGCCAGGGGGAACUUCUCCCAGUCCUACUAAAAGUCCAGUUCAUCCUACUCAACUGUCCUUCACAUAUGACGAAAAGAGCAGUUCUUUUAGAGAGGAAGCUGUCUCUCCAACCCAGCUAAAUAAUGUCUCUAAUCCUCUGGGGAGCCCUAACUGUGUGAAAAGCAGAGGUCGGUUCCCCAUGAUGGGUAUUGGACAGAUGAUGCGGAAAAGGAAUCAGUCAGUAGGGUCACCAACAGAGAAGACGCUGGAAGCAAGAAUGCCUCAGCUGCAGCAAAUGAGCCCAACACAAAUUUCAUUCAAUAUAAUGGACCCUAUAAAUGGCCAGUGCUGAGGUGACUUUUCUGAAAACCUAAAUUUGUGUAGUGCUGUUUUCUGGGACUUUCCCAUAGAAGUAGUGAAAUGUUUUUUCCUGUGUAUUUUGUUAUCACAUUCAAUAAAGAAAUCACAAGGCCACAUAUUUCAGUGGCCUAAGACUAGUGUCAUUGGUGGGAAAGGACAAAUAUUUCAAGUGAUGUAAAGACUUACUUUUGAAGAUCUGUGUAAUCUUGCCAAGCAGAUACUUUUUGGCUGUGUUCUAAUAUUGCACAUAAGUUUAUGUCAACAACAGACCACUGGACCUAACAACUUGCUUGGACAGUGAAAGAAGAAUUUGUUGAAUUGCCCUCUGGUUUGUAAAGCUGUGGUUGAUGUACUUGUCAGGCAAUAGUUCUCUGUUUCACAGGCAUAAGCACCAUUCGUAUUACUCAAAAACAGGAAAACUAAGUUUUUUCAUAUUUCUGAAGCAAAUGUGCUCUCUUCAGUCAUGUACAGAUGAAGAAGAAACAGACCUGAAAGGACUUGGCAUAAAAGCACAAAAACCAGAGCAAGAUGCUAAUAACUGAAGCAGUUUUUACUGUCUAAUAAUUCCAAAACACCUAAAAUCAUUCUAUAUUUUUCCUAAAGGAAAUGUUCAUUUGUUAAGAGAUGCUACUAUAAGAGACAUGAUCAUCUCAGAACUAGUUUGACUGUAAGGAAAUCUUUGUUCACAUUUUCCUCCUCAUCAUGAGACAAUAGCCCAUAUUUCUAAAUGCUGUGCUUUAAAAAAACAAACACCCGGUCAUCUGUAUAGCUAUGCCAUUUCUGUGAAACUGCCUUUAGAAAAAUUGUAUACUUUCAGUUUUAGCAAAACAGCAUUGGACAUACUUGAAAGUGUUGCUGAGAAACUCUGCACUGCAUUCAGAAGAGUUAUCAAAGGACACAUCUGCUAGCUCCAGUGCCAUUUGCAAAUGGCAGGAAUGGUAAUGCAGUUGUCAUCAAAAAUUUAGUAGUGCUACGAACUGUGAUUAACUUUCGUAAAAGGCAAACAUGUUCUGUACUCUGCAGCUCUUUUUAUUUCACAGUAAAGAAAAUGUCUGAAUAAGAAAAUAGGGGUUUGUGCAAAUAAUUUGCUAUUAAUUUACAGGGUUUUAACCAAAGACUAUUCUAUGGUUUACCUGUUCCCUGCUAGCACAUGUUAUGUAUACAGGAUUGCUGAUAGUUGUUAACAUUAGACUAGCACGGUGGCAGAUUGUCACUAAUGGUUUAUGUGCUUCCCCUCUUCUUUAGCAUACACAGUAUCUAGAUGUUAAUGCCUUUAUAAAAGACAAAUCAGAAUAAGUGCUUUGGGUGGGGGGAAUUAUUGAGAGAUUGUUUUUAAAGGUAUGUUUCUGAGUCGUUUUGAUGCCUUCUUUAAGAAACCCCGAGAUCAGAUAAUCAGGUUUUUCCCGCUGAGAUUCUGUUGAUACACAUAAAAUCUCAGCUCAGCACCAAAUAUUUCUUAAAAGGUUAGGAUUGAAGAACAGCAGUGGACAGGAUGUCAGGAGCACUAGCAGUUCUUUGGCUGCAGCCAUCUUGAAAUUGGAUCCACCUGCUUGUGCAUGAGUACAUCCAAAGUAGAAGCACCCAUUGGUUGUAACACCAUCUUAGGAAUAGGUUUAUGCAUGAGAACAAUUGUUUCUGCUUCAAAGGUAGUGGUACCUUAAUCCAGUAACAGUGCCACUGACUACCUUGCAGUUUAAAGUCCAGAUCACUGAAUUUUCACAAGUGCCAUGUUAUAUCCAACUGUACAAACUGACCGAUUCACAUGUAAUGCUAAGCAAAGCCAUCGUUUAGCACAAACAAGAGAAGACUGUGCCUGCUUUUAAGCUCAUGCAUAGCCUGAACUUGUGCAAGUUUUAAUACAUUGCUCUUUGUGAAAACUAGGCCCAAGGAGAAGUAUGGGAGCAGGCCAGGCUGAAACAAUGUGCAGUGUGCUUGUGUCAAAUGAACAUCCGCAUUGGCAUAGGCCUGAAUGGCUGAAAACGUUUCAGAUUCCUCACCAUGAAAGAACAGUAUCCUACUGUGUGCCAGAAAAAAAUUGUAAGCACAUACCAUGUGCGGGCAUGUUCAUGUGCAGCUGGUCUCCGGGGGGAAAAACAGGGAGAAAUGCCCAUAUUCUUAGCCAGCACCACCCAAUUUCAGCUGCCUGAGAUUGUUCUAGCCCUUUUGAACUUGACUUCACACAAUUAAGGGUUUUUCAGACUUCAGAGAUGAAUUUUGAAAGGUCAUGGUGUUCCAGAAACUACUACAUUAUGAACCUCUACUAUCCCUGCCACUGGAUGGUUUCAUUUACAUUUUUAUCCACAUAACCGCUCUUAGACAAAGCAAGCUGCAUUGUAAGUUUAAUCAAGUUUACAACGCUGCUUAAUGUAAACAAAAAAUACCUUGUUGAAAUGGGAUUGUGGCAUGUUUUGUGUGUGCUUCAACUAUGCUUUCUGAAAAACCUCUCAGUAUUUCAAGUAGUGUCUUCAAAAUAACCCCAAAUAUUCUGAUAAGGACCCAUACACCACUGAUGUUUGUGAAGUUAUAAAAUAUAAUUGGUGGCAUUUCCCCAUAGAACACAAUAUUAAGGCACUAAUAAUCAGCAUACCGUUCUGUGCAUGCUUCAGACUUCUGUACCUGAAUGUCCUGCAAAUACUAACUUGAACUAUCAACUCAGGUUUAUUUGGAACCCAAUGAAACGUUGGGGGAAGCAAGAGAGAGCUGUAUUUUUUGUGAACAAAUGGUAAAUACAUGUAAUAGCAGAAUGAAAUAACAUUGUUGCUGAAUCUGUUUUUAUUCUGUAAUAUGAGUAUUACGCUAGUAAGUAUAACUGCGUAUGCAAUGUAUCCUACAAGCUGCUUCCUAAGGACUGAUUCACACUUGCUAACAGCCCACAUGCAAAUGCACUUUGAGUGGGGAUACGGUUGGGAUUCAUAGUACAACUGCACUCAGUUUGGCUGGUGCCAUUUGUGUGAACCGUACUGUUCUGUACAAAUUAACAAUCCAUUUUGUGAUUACUGCAAUUUGCACGACAUAUUUCCCAAGAUGCAGUAACACAGCCCAUCGUCUUCAGUCCACAACCAAGCCUGAAGCAAAAUCACUAUUAUAAUAGUUAGCAGUUCCACAUAAAGAACUGCUCCUUCACCCAAACUCUUGCCCAAUGUUCUGUCAUCACAGGUGUCUCCAGUCCUCCCUUCUGCUCCAUACAAAGGGCACUGUAGACCCAGUUUGCGGUGGCACUCUGCAGUGUGUGUGGCCACGUGGCACUGCAAUCACAUCAAGGCAAAUCCUUAUGGCAAGUCAUCUGUGUAAAGAAGCGUCUCUGUGGUUCAGUUUAGCUUAUGCUGUUCCCAGCUGGAGGGAUGGAGGGAAUUUGAGUUUGCUAAAAUGACUGUGCCAUUUGGCAAGACAAUUCACACAAGCAGCUUGUAUAGCCACCCUUCCACUGUUGCCAUUCAAAUAGCCAGGCAGAUACAUUAAUUGGACCCUAAGGCCCUAAGUAGGAGGUGAAGUAAAACCUGCUUGUGAUAAUUAAUUCCCUAGAACAGGGAGGAACAUUCUAAAUGCUGGAUCAGUAGGAAAAUCGCUGGUGGCCAGUCCCGAAGCCCAAGUCUUGAGCUGCAGACCUUUUGUCACAGUUCUUGAUGGAUUGUCUUAGCACCUUUCAGUUUUGCUUUAUGGUUCAGAAAGAAACACCCAUUUUUUCCAAUUAAAAAAUAAAUAAAUUUGUCCCUAUUCAGUACAAUGGAAAAGCAGUUCUGCACAAAAGGGCUGUUUUACACACACACACACACACACACACACACACACACAGCAUGUCCCAUCAUCAACAAGCAGUGGAAAUAAGCAUGCUUCUUUCUUUGCAGCUGUUACAAACAGAAUGGUUGGUUAUGGUCUGCAACAAGCAAGUGGAGGGGAAGGUGAUUAACAGCAUCCAGCUGAACAUCACACUU